CGUUUUCAGCGCGCGUGCGGUGCGGUUCUCUGCCAAGUGGGCUUCUCUCUGGACAGUGUGUUAAGUGUUAAGUUCGGCUCCAGCAGUCCGGAUAGAUCAUCUGAGCGGAGAUCGUUGCCUUAUUUGAAUAGGCGGGGAAUCUAACAUCCAUCGCCUAAUUGCAGUGAAAGUUGCCGGGCAUUUUUCAGCUAUUUUACCCUGUGAAAAUUCCGAAAAACCAAACGCGCGCAAAGCAAUCCAAAGUGUUCAUAAGAAAAGCGUUUAAUAUUGUUAAGUACAACAAUACGUUUUAAUACAAAUAUUCAAGUGUCUGUGAGUCUGCCAAAGCCGUCGCGCAGUGUGUGUGUGUGUGUGUCUUUCUGCGCUUUUGACGGCAAAUCGCUUUUGGCAGCUGCUUUGGCAGCAGCCAAGUAAGAAACAAGGCUUUUUUGCUGGCGUCGAUCUUCGUUGGCAGCUGUUGGCAGUAUGAACUGAUUUUGGCCGAAAGUUGAUGAAUAAAAUGCAAAAAUGAAAAUAUUUUUGCCACUAGUCACGUGGAUAGUGCUACUACUCUCGAGUGCAGUACAUUCACAAUAUUCACAACAACCGCAACCAUUCAAGACGAACUUGAGGGCGAAUAGUCGGUUUCGCGGCGAGGUCUUCUACCUGAACCUCGAGAAUGGCUACUUUGGCUGCCAAGUCAACGAGUCCACCGAAUAUUUGCAGCUAUUCAACCUAUCGAAACUAUGCGACGGUACCCAAGAUUGCUUCCUGGGUGCCGAUGAGUUGAGCAAAGAGCUCAAAUGCACAAAUGACUGUGAUGGCACCAAGUGCACACAUGGCGCGUGUUUGAACGGCGUCUGCCAUUGCAAUGACGGCUACGGCGGCUGCAAUUGCGUGGACAAAGAUGAGAACGAAUGCAAACAGCGGCCGUGCGACGUGUUCGCCCAUUGCACAAACACACUGGGCAGCUUCACGUGCACCUGCUUUCCGGGCUAUCGUGGCAAUGGCUUCCAUUGUGAAGACAUUGACGAAUGCCAAGAUCCCGCGAUAGCAGCGCGAUGCGUGGAGAACGCCGAGUGCUGCAACCUGCCGGCGCACUUCCUCUGCAAGUGCAAGGAUGGAUACGAGGGCGACGGCGAGGUUCUGUGCACGGAUGUGGACGAGUGCCGCAAUCCGGAGAACUGCGGUCCCAACGCCCUGUGCACCAACACGCCGGGCAAUUACACAUGCUCCUGCCCGGAGGGCUAUGUGGGCAACAAUCCGUAUCGGGAGGGAUGCCAGGAUGUGGACGAGUGCUCGUACCCGAAUGUCUGCGGACCCGGUGCCAUAUGUACGAAUCUCGAGGGCAGUUAUCGCUGCGACUGCCCGCCGGGAUACGACGGAGAUGGACGCUCGGAGUCCGGUUGCGUGGACCAGGAUGAGUGCGCACGGACGCCAUGCGGUCGGAACGCGGAUUGUUUGAACACGGACGGCAGCUUCCGCUGCUUGUGUCCGGACGGCUACAGUGGUGAUCCCAUGAACGGCUGCGAGGAUGUCGAUGAAUGCGCCACUAACAAUCCAUGCGGUUUGGGUGCUGAAUGCGUGAACCUGGGCGGUAGCUUCCAGUGCCGCUGUCCCUCCGGCUUUGUGCUGGAGCACGAUCCGCACGCGGAUCAGUUGCCCCAGCCGGUGAACACCCAACAAUUGGGCUACGGGCCGGGGGCGACGGACUUGGCGCCCUAUCAAAGGACCUCGGGCGCCGGUCUGGCAUGCCUGGACAUCGAUGAGUGCAAUCAGCCGGACGGAGUGGCCAAGUGCGGCACCAAUGCCAAGUGCAUUAACUUCCCCGGCUCAUACCGCUGCCUGUGUCCCAGUGGAUUCCAAGGACAAGGCUAUUUGCACUGCGAGAACAUCAACGAGUGUCAGGAUAAUCCGUGUGGGGAGAAUGCGAUCUGCACGGACACCGUUGGCAGCUUCGUGUGCACAUGCAAACCGGACUAUACCGGUGAUCCGUUCCGCGGAUGUGUGGAUAUCGAUGAGUGUACCGCGUUGGAUAAGCCCUGUGGACAGCAUGCGGUAUGCGAAAAUACGGUUCCUGGCUACAACUGCAAGUGCCCACAAGGAUAUGAUGGCAAACCCGAUCCCAAGGUGGCCUGCGAACAGGUGGAUGUCAAUAUACUGUGCAGCAGUAACUUCGAUUGCACCAACAAUGCAGAGUGCAUUGAGAAUCAAUGCUUCUGCUUGGAUGGAUUCGAGCCCAUUGGAUCCAGUUGUGUGGACAUCGAUGAGUGUCGCACCCACGCCGAGGUGUGUGGUCCCCAUGCCCAGUGCCUGAACACGCCCGGGUCGUACGGCUGUGAAUGCGAGGCGGGAUAUGUGGGCAGUCCGCCAAGGAUGGCGUGCAAGCAGCCAUGCGAGGAUGUUCGCUGUGGAGCCCAUGCUUACUGCAAACCGGAUCAGAAUGAAGCCUACUGUGUGUGCGAGGAUGGAUGGACCUACAACCCGAGCGAUGUCGCUGCGGGAUGUGUGGACAUCGAUGAGUGCGAUGUGAUGCAUGGACCUUUCGGAAGCUGUGGCCAAAAUGCCACGUGCACAAACAUGGCUGGAGGCUUUACAUGUGCCUGCCCUCCUGGAUUCUCGGGAGAUCCGCACUCCAAAUGCGUCGAUGUGGAUGAGUGCCGAACCGGAGCCAGCAAGUGUGGAGCUGGAGCUGAGUGUGUGAACGUACCCGGUGGUGGAUAUACCUGUCGUUGCCCCGGGAACACCAUUGCUGAUCCGGAUCCUAGUGUAAGGUGUGUGCCCAUUGUCAGCUGCUCCGCUAACGAAGACUGCCCGGGUAACUCCAUCUGUGAUGCCACAAAGCGCUGUCUGUGUCCGGAACCGAAUAUUGGUAAUGACUGCCGUCAUCCCUGCGAAGCCCUUAACUGUGGAGCACAUGCCCAGUGCAUGCUGGCCAACGGACAGGCUCAGUGCCUGUGUGCUCCCGGAUACACAGGAAACUCUGCCCUUGCAGGAGGCUGUAAUGACAUCGAUGAAUGUCGCGCCAAUCCCUGCGCUGAGAAGGCAAUCUGUUCGAAUACAGCCGGAGGCUAUCUAUGUCAGUGUCCAGGUGGAUCCAGUGGAGAUCCAUACCGCGAGGGGUGCAUUACCUCAAAGACGGUGGGCUGCUCUGAUGCCAAUCCUUGCGCGACUGGUGAGACUUGCGUCCAAGACUCAUACACGGGCAACAGCGUGUGCAUUUGUCGACAGGGUUAUGAGCGAAAUCCCGAGAACGGCCAGUGCCAGGAUGUGGAUGAGUGCUCGGUGCAAAGAGGAAAACCCGCUUGUGGACUUAAUGCUCUCUGUAAGAAUCUGCCUGGCAGCUACGAGUGCCGGUGCCCACAGGGUCAUAACGGAAAUCCCUUCAUCAUGUGCGAGAUCUGCAACACGCCGGAGUGCCAGUGUCAAUCACCGUACAAGCUUGUUGGAAAUAGUUGUGUUCUCUCCGGUUGCUCCAGUGGACAGGCCUGUCCCAGCGGAGCUGAGUGCAUCUCCAUAGCUGGAGGUGUUAGCUACUGUGCCUGCCCCAAGGGUUACCAAACCCAACCGGAUGGAAGCUGUGUGGAUGUCGACGAGUGCGAAGAACGGGGCGCUCAAUUGUGUGCUUUUGGCGCUCAGUGCGUGAACAAGCCAGGAAGCUAUAGUUGCCACUGUCCCGAGGGUUACCAGGGAGAUGCCUACAACGGACUAUGUGCACUCGCACAAAGGAAAUGCGCUGCCGAUAGGGAGUGCGCUACCAACGAAAAAUGCAUCCAGCCAGGAGAGUGUGUUUGCCCGCCUCCUUAUUUCCUGGACCCGCAGGACAACAACAAGUGCAAGAGCCCUUGCGAACGCUUCCCGUGUGGCAUCAAUGCUAAGUGUACGCCCUCGGAUCCUCCACAGUGCAUGUGCGAGGCUGGAUUUAAGGGAGACCCACUGCUGGGAUGCACCGAUGAAGACGAGUGCUCCCAUCUCCCAUGUGCCUAUGGAGCCUACUGUGUAAACAAAAAGGGCGGAUACCAGUGCGUGUGCCCCAAGGAUUAUACCGGAGAUCCGUACAAGAGUGGCUGCAUCUUUGAAAGCGGCACACCCAAGAGCAAGUGCCUGAGCAACGAUGAUUGCGCGAGUAAUCUAGCCUGCUUGGAAGGUAGCUGCGUAAGUCCAUGCAGCAGUCUUCUGUGUGGAUCAAAUGCUUACUGUGAGACGGAGCAACAUGCUGGCUGGUGUCGCUGCCGUGUAGGAUACAUCAAAAAUGGCGAUGGGGACUGCGUGUCUCCGUGCCAGGACGUUAUCUGUGGCGAUGGAGCUCUAUGCAUUCCAACCAGCGAGGGACCCACUUGUAAGUGCCCACAAGGACAACUCGGCAAUCCCUUCCCCGGCGGCAGCUGCAGCACGGAUCAGUGCUCAGCCGCCAGACCUUGUGGCGAACGGCAGAUCUGCAUCAAUGGAAGAUGCAAGGAGCGCUGUGAGGGUGUGGUCUGUGGCAUCGGAGCCACCUGCGAUAGAAACAAUGGAAAGUGCAUCUGCGAGCCGAACUUUGUGGGUAAUCCCGACUUGAUCUGUAUGCCACCCAUCGAGCAGGCCAAGUGCUCUCCAGGAUGUGGAGAGAACGCUCACUGCGAGUACGGAUUGGGUCAGAGCCGAUGCGCCUGUAACCCGGGAACCUUCGGUAAUCCCUAUGAAGGCUGUGGAGCACAGAGCAAAAACGUGUGCCAGCCGAAUAGCUGUGGACCCAAUGCCGAAUGCCGUGCUGUGGGCAACCACAUCUCCUGUCUUUGCCCGCAGGGCUUUAGUGGUAAUCCCUACAUUGGAUGCCAGGAUGUGGAUGAGUGUGCCAACAAACCAUGUGGCCUAAAUGCUGCCUGUUUGAAUAGAGCCGGAGGAUUCGAGUGCUUGUGUCUUUCGGGACACGCCGGAAAUCCCUACAGUAGUUGUCAACCCAUCGAGAGCAAGUUCUGCCAAGAUGCAAACAAAUGCAAGUGCAACGAACGAAUGGAGUGUCCAGAUGGCUACAGUUGCCAAAAAGGACAGUGCAAAAACCUCUGCUCCCAGGCUUCGUGUGGCCCAAGGGCCAUCUGCGAUGCCGGAAACUGCAUCUGCCCCAUGGGCUACAUUGGAGAUCCACAUGACCAAGUGCAUGGUUGCAGCAUUCGCGGUCAGUGUAGCAAUGAUGCGGACUGCCUACACUCUGAGAUCUGCUUCCAGUUAGGCAAGGGUCUGCGCAAAUGUGUGGACGCAUGCUCCAAGAUUCAGUGUGGUCCCAAUGCCCUCUGCGUGUCCGAGGAUCAUCGAUCUUCCUGUAUAUGCUCUGACGGAUUCUUCGGAAAUCCAAGCAAUCUACAGGUGGGAUGCCAGCCGGAAAGAGCACUUCCCGAGGAAGAGGAUAAAUGCAAAUCGGAUCAGGACUGCAGUCGAGGAUACGGUUGUCAGGCCAGCGUUCACGGCAUCAAGGAAUGCAUUAAUCUGUGCUCCAAUGUCGUCUGCGGACCCAACGAGCUGUGCAAGAUCAACCCAGCUGGGCAUGCGAUUUGCAAUUGCGCCGAGAGUUAUGUCUGGAACCCAGUGGUCUCUUCAUGCGAAAAGCCUUCGCUGCCAGACUGCACCAGUGACGCUAAUUGCCCAGAUGCUUCUGCCUGUCGACCGGAUGUCUUGGGAGUCCUCAAGUGCGUCGCCAUCUGUGAUGCCUUCACGUGCCCGGCCAACUCGGUUUGCGUAGCGCGUCAGCACCAGGGACGCUGUGAUUGUCUCAACGGGUUCGUGGGUAACCCCAACGAUAGGAACGGCUGUCAGCCGGCCCAGAAACAUCACUGCAGAAACCACGCCGAGUGCCAGGAGUCGGAAGCCUGCAUUAAGGAUGAAUCUACCCAGACUCUCGGAUGCCGUCCAGCUUGUGAUACGGUGAAAUGUGGACCCCGAGCCGUUUGCGUCACCAACAAUCAUCAGGCGCAGUGUCAGUGUCCACCGGGACCUUUCGCCGGAGAUCCAUACGAUCCAUUUAAUGGCUGCCAGAGUGUUCCUUGUGUUUACAACCAUGACUGCCCACCCAGCCAGAUGUGCAACCGUAUGACACACACAUGCUUCGAUGUGUGCGACGAGGAGUCCUGCGGUGACAAUGCCAUUUGUUUGGCUGAGGAUCAUCGAACCGUCUGCCAGUGUCCACCUGGAUUUAAGGGAGAUCCGUUACCCGAAGUAGCCUGCACCAAGCAGGGCGGAUGUGCCGCUGGAACUUGCCACCCCUCGGCAAUAUGCGAGGUUACUCCUGAAGGUCCUGUCUGCAAGUGUCCUCCGCUUUUUGUGGGCGACCCGAAGUCAGGUGGCUGUCGCCCAGAUGGUCAGUGCCCGAAUGGAGACGCCGACUGCCCAGCCAAUACCAUCUGCGCCGGAGGAGUAUGCCAGAAUCCCUGCGACAACGCUUGCGGAUCAAAUGCUGAGUGCAAGGUUAUCAAUAGGAAACCCGUCUGCAGUUGUCCCCUGCGAUUCCAGCCUAUCUCUGAUACUGCCAAGGAUGGCUGUGCCCGGACCAUAUCCAAAUGUCUCACAGAUGUCGACUGCGGAGGAGCACUGUGCUACAAUGGACAAUGCCGUAUUGCUUGCAGGAACAGCCAAGAUUGCUCCGAUGGCGAGAGCUGCUUGAAGAACGUCUGUGUGGUUGCCUGCCUGGAUCACAGUCAGUGCGCUAGUGGACUGGCCUGUGUCGAGGGCCACUGCACCAUCGGCUGUCGCAGCAACAAGGAGUGCAAGCAGGAUCAGUCUUGCAUUGAAAACAAGUGCCUGAAUCCCUGCCAGUCUGCCAACAGUUGUGGUCCAAAUGCGCUGUGCAGCAUUGAUCAGCACCAUAGUCAGUGCAGCUGCCCGGAAGGUUUCGAGGGCAACCCCACCCCGGAACAGGGAUGCGUCCGAGUUCCGGCUCCCUGCCUAGCCAGUAAUCAAUGUCCCAGCGAACACAUGUGCAUUGGAAAUCAGUGUAAUCUUCCCUGCACCAAGACAGCUUCGUGCGCAGUUGGAGAACGUUGCUAUCAACAAGUCUGCCGCAAAGUGUGCUAUACCAGCAACAACUGUUUGGCCGGAGAGAUCUGUAAUUCGGACAGAACGUGCCAACCAGGAUGUGAUUCAGAUGCCGAUUGUCCACCCACCGAAUUGUGUCUGACAGGAAAGUGCAAGUGCGCCACCGGAUUUAUAGGAACACCCUUCGGGUGCUCGGAUAUUGAUGAAUGCACCGAACAGCCCUGCCAUGCCAGUGCUCGAUGUGAGAACCUCCCGGGAACCUAUCGUUGUGUAUGCCCCGAAGGUACUGUCGGCGAUGGGUACUCCCAGCCGGGUUGUUCGCAGCCCAGACAAUGCCACAAACCAGACGAUUGUGCCAAUAAUCUGGCCUGUAUACAUGGAAAGUGCACGGAUCCUUGUAUACAUACUGUUUGCGGCAUUAAUGCCAAUUGCCAGUCGGAAGGACAUGAAGCGCUGUGCAGCUGUCCAGCUGGAUUCUUGGGAGAUCCCAACGACACUGGAGUCGGAUGCUUCAAGGUGGAGUGCAUCGACCAUGUGGAUUGCGCCGGAGAUCGUGCCUGCGAUGCGGAAACCAAUCGAUGCAUUAAACCAUGUGACCUGACCAGUUGCGGAAAGGGCAAUUGCCAGGUGAAGGAUCACAAGGCGACAUGUGCUUGCUACGAAGGAUAUCAAUUAGUCAACGGAGUAUGUGAGGACAUCGACGAGUGUCUGUCGCAGCCAUGCCACAGCACAGCUUUUUGCAACAAUCUUCCAGGAAGCUACAAUUGCCAGUGCCCAGAGGGGUUGAUCGGAGAUCCCCUGCAGGCCGGUUGUCGGGAUCCCAAUGAGUGUUUGAGUGAUGCGGACUGUCCAGCUUCAGCUAGUUGCCAGAAUUCCCGAUGCCGUAGUCCUUGCGAGCGGCAAAAUGCUUGUGGAUUAAAUGCUAACUGCCAGGCACAGGCCCAUCAAGCCAUUUGCACUUGUCCUCUGAAUUCCCGUGGAGAUCCAACCAUCGAGUGCGUGCACAUUGAGUGCGCCGACAACGACGAUUGCUCCGGAGAGAAAGCAUGUUUGGACUCAAAGUGCAUAGAUCCCUGUUCGCUGCCCAACGCCUGUGGAGCUUUGGCUCGCUGCUCGGUGCAGAAUCACAUCGGCGUCUGCUCCUGCGAAGCGGGCAGUACCGGAGAUGCCAAAUUGGGCUGUGUGCAGCUGCAAUAUUGCCAGCAGGACGGACAAUGUGCCCAGGGAAGCAUAUGCUCCCACGGAAUUUGCAGUCCGCUGUGCAGCACCAACCGCGAUUGUAUUUCGGAACAGUUGUGCUUGCAGGGCGUCUGUCAGGGAACCUGCAAGUCGAAUUCAAGCUGUCCCCAGUUCCAGUUCUGUUCAAAUAACAUUUGUACCAAGGAGCUGGAGUGCCGAUCCGAUAGCGAGUGCGGCGAAGACGAAACCUGUCUGAGUGAUGCCUAUGGGCGUGCAAAGUGUGAAUCCGUUUGUCUUGGUCGCGCUGCCUGUGGUAGGAAUGCAGAAUGUGUGGCCCGUUCCCAUACUCCCGAUUGCCUCUGCAAGGAGGGAUUCUUCGGGGACGCCAAGUCUGGAUGCAGAAAGAUCGAGUGCACCAGCGACGAUGACUGCUCGAAUGACAAGAGCUGCGACAACUACAUGUGCAAGAUUGCCUGCCUCAUUGGACAGCCGUGCGGAGAGAAUGCCCUCUGCACCACAGAACACCACCAUCAGGUUUGCCACUGCCAGCCAGGAUUCUCUGGAGAUCCGCGGGUUCGUUGCGAUGUUAUAGACUUUUGCCGGGAUGCUCCGUGCGGACCCGGAGCCCGUUGCCGAAACGCGAGGGGGUCGUACAAGUGCACCUGUCCACCGGGACUCGUUGGUGAUCCGUACAACGAGGGCUGUCGCAGCUCUGUUGAGUGCGAGACCAACGAGGACUGUCCCCCGCAUGCCGCAUGCACCAAAACCAAUGGGGUGGCCAAGUGCCGCGAUGUCUGUACCCAGCUGCAAUGUGGUCCCAAUGCGGAAUGUGUUCCGAAGGGCCAUGUGGCGCAGUGUGCAUGCCGCAGCGGCUACGAUGGCCAACCCGCCGACCGGGUGGCCGGCUGUAAGCCGCUGCCCUCUCCCUGUCAGGUCACCGGCGACUGUCCGACCAACACAUACUGCUCGGAUAGCGUCUGCAAACCUGCUUGUGUUCUGGACACCGAAUGUGGAGCAUUUGAAGUGUGUCAAGGUGGCCAAUGCUUCAAUCCCUGCCUUCAACCGCAGGCAUGUGGCCAGAAUGCCGAGUGCGUGAUGCAGAAUCAUCUGAAACAGUGCCAUUGCCCGGAGGGCUUCACUGGCGACUCAGCGAAGGAGUGCGUGCGUGUGCCAGUGGCCUGCGAUGGCGAGUGUGGUCCUGGAUAUAACUGCCGCGACUCCAUGUGCCUGCCUGUGUGCCACAACGAUCUGGAGUGCGCCUCCAACGAAAAGUGCCUGAAGGGCAGCUGUAUGCUGACCUGUCGGGUGGACAAUGAUUGCUUCCUGGGUCACGUUUGCCUGCACAACAAGUGCGUGUAUGGCUGUCAUGUGGACGAUGACUGCAGUGCCUCAGAGUCUUGUCGCAACGAUAAGUGCGUAAACCCCUGUCUGGAAAAUCCCUGUGGUCCCAAUGCUGCCUGCUCGGUGUCCAACCACCGGGCUAGUUGCAGUUGUCUGGAGAGUAUGGUGCCCAGUCCCACACCCCAGGUGGGCUGCGUCCGUUCUCCCCCCUUGGAAUGCCGCGAGAAUCGCGACUGUGGAAAUGGACUGGCUUGCUUCGAGUCGGUAUGUCGACCUCUAUGCGCCGACGAUGCCGGCUGCUUGACCAACGAGCGCUGCCAGCAGGGAGUUUGCAAGCCCCUUUGCCGCCACGACAAUGAGUGUGGUCAUGGAGAGCUCUGUUUGGGCCUGAACUGCGUACCUGGAUGCCGUUCCGAUCAGGGCUGCCCGCAGGACUUGUCCUGCGUGGGUCAGCAGUGCGUGGAUCCAUGUGCAGAUCCCACUGCCUGCGGCACCAAUGCCCAGUGUCAAACGAUUGAUCACAGGAAACAGUGCCUAUGUCCAGAGGGUCUUGAUGGCAAUGCCAAUGUGGCCUGCAAGGUGCCACGCAUUGCUUGUGGCAGGAAUGAGGAUUGCCAGUCGAAUCAGCUAUGCUAUGCCGGCAGCUGCCAAGGAAAGUGCAGAAACGACCAGAACUGCUUGGCCGAUGAGCGUUGCAUGAGAGGAACAUGUAGAACCGUAUGCAACACCGACGAGGCAUGUGCUCAGGGACAGAUUUGCGAGAAUCGAAUGUGCCAGACUGGAUGUCGCACCGAUUUGAGUUGUGCCACCGACGAGGCCUGCGUGAACAAGAAGUGCCAGAAUCCAUGUCGCACACCCGGCCAAUGUGGCCAGUGUGCCGACUGUCUUGUGGUCAACCAUGGAGUCCAGUGCCAGUGUCCCGCCACCUUUAUGGGAGACGGUUUGACUGGCUGUCAACUCCCGCCGGAACGCUGCCAUCCUGGCUGUGAAUGUGACGAAAAUGGAGCCUAUUGUGCCGCAAAGUGCUCGAGAACCGAGGAUUGCGCCUGUGGACAACAGUGCGCCAGAGGAAAGUGCCGGAAUAAGUGCGGACCCAAGCGCCAGUGUACGGUGGGUCAGCUUUGCGAGAGAGGCGCAUGCAUUGCCGGGUGCAAGUCAAACGGUGAUUGUGCCGCGGACCAGAGUUGUGUCAAUGGAAAGUGCUCCGAUCCAUGUGCGAACGAGAAGGCUUGCGGACGAAAUGCUCUUUGCACUGUGUCCGAGCACCGGAUGCUCUGCUACUGUCCAGAUGGAUAUGAAGGCGAGCCCAGCAAGGAGUGCGUGCAGUUCGAGUGCCGUGUGGACACCGAUUGCGACAGCAAUAAGCGCUGCGACCAAGGAAAGUGCCGCAAUCCUUGCCUGGAGUAUGGAGCUUGUGGAACGAAUGCUCAGUGUCGAGUGGUGGGUCGCAAGGCCCAAUGUUCAUGUCCACCGGACUUCUUUGGCAAUCCGACUAGUGAGUGCCGACCGCUGGAAGGAGGAUGCUCUAGCAAACCCUGCGGUGAGAACUCCAAGUGCACUGAGGUGCCCGGAGGCUAUGAAUGCGCUUGCAUGGACGGCUGCAUUGGAGAUGCCCACCAGGGAUGCCUUUGCGGCGGACCUCUAGUGAAUGCGUGUCGCGAUCAACCGUGCGGUCUGAAUGCCGCUUGCCACGUAUUGGAUAACAAUCAAGCCGAGUGCUACUGCCCGGAGGACUUCCCCAAUGGUGAUGCCUAUGUCCAAUGUUACUUGACUACGCCGAAGCAGGAUUGUCGUACCCUAGGAUGCGAAGUCGGCGGCUGUGUACGCCAGGGCUAUGAAUACGUUUGCCAGCAGGACACCGAACAAUGCUACUCAGAUACGGAUUGUCCCAGUGAAAAGUCAUGCCUCCAAGGACACUGCAGCGAUCCUUGUACAAUGCGUGGCGUGUGUGGUUUGAAUGCUCUCUGCAAAACCGUACUGCAUCGACCGCGCUGCUCCUGCCCCAGUUGCCACAUCGGUCGGCCAGAGAUCGAGUGCAAGUCUGAUCCCAAGUGCGUGGCCGAGGACACGGACCCAAAGACCAAGGAGCAGAUCCAAUGCUCCACCGACUCCGAGUGUCCGGAGACGUUGCAGUGCGGCCAGUACGGCCAAUGCACAGAUCCGUGCAACAAUCCGCUCUUCAUCUGCGAGAGCAACAAGAAGUGCGAGACGCGACGCCACCAGCCCGUUUGUAUCUGCAAGUCGGGCUUCAUAGUGAAUGAGUACGGAGAACUGACGUGCGCCCCGGACAAGCGGGAGUGCUAUCGCGACGAUGACUGCGCCUCGAACAUGGCCUGCUCCGAUGGCAAGUGCCGCAAUCCCUGCAUCGUGCCCCUGGGCCGAACCGCCAUUUGUGCCGAGAACAAGUCCUGCGAGGUGCAGAACCACAAGCCAGUCUGCAUUUGCAUGCGCGACUGCCAGCCAUCCAUAUCGAUUUGCCUGCGCGACGCCGGCUGUCCGGCUAGCCAGGCUUGCCGGAAGCUCAAGUGCGUCGAUCCGUGCGAGUUUGCCACAUGCGCACCCAACUCGCCAUGCAUUGUCGAGGAUCACAAGCCGAUAUGUAAAUUCUGCCCAGCUGGAUUUAUAGCCGAUGCCAAGAAUGGAUGUCAAAAAGAGAUUGGAUGCGCAUCGAGUGAUGAGUGCCCGUCGCAGCAGGCGUGCAUUAAUGCUCUUUGUGUGGAUCCUUGCACCUUUAACAAUCCCUGCAGCCGUAAUGAAGAUUGCCGAGUUUUCAACCACCAGCCAUUGUGCUCAGCCGAGCAUGGUCGCACGCCUGGAUGCGGGCAUUGCCCACCAGGCGCGAACUGCGAUCCAACAACCGGUGCUUGUAUAAAGGCUAAUGUAACAAUAACAACUAUUACUACCAAGAACUCCACAUCUACCAAGAUACCAACGAAACCAAGAACAACAGCUAACCCAAACACAGGCGUCAAAACGACGCCGACAACCACAAGGGUCACCACAAGAAAUACCACCACGACCACAACCACUACUACCACUUCCUCCACUAGCACUGAAUCGAGCACAAUCACAAGCACUACUAACCAGACCAGUAAGAACCAAAAACCAGACACUGAAAGCACCACCUCCCACACCGAUGCCACGAGGCGGUAUCGCGAUGGUGAGAACAAUAUCACCGAUACUCCGACACCGAGGCCCACGAUCCAGACUACCACGCUGCGAGGCGAAGGUGUCAUGGGUGACAGUCAGAGGCGGUCCACUACGACGCCCAAAAUGAAGACCACCCGGCUGGACACUUCCAACGAGGUACCAGAUACCACAUCGCCGUGGCCGAUAGAGCUGCCCACCACGGAGGGCACCACCACGGAAGUCUACAACACUAUGAUUGCCCCGGUGGUCCACACCACUGACACCUCAUUAAUUAACCCAUGUACAGUAGAUACUAAUUGUGCCCCUAACGAGCACUGCAAGCUGGGCCAUUGCCGUAAAAAAGAACCGCCGGGUUCACCGAAAACACCCGAACCCUGUCAAUCUAACAACGACUGCAUUGAGAGCGAGGCCUGUUACAUGGGUCUGUGCCAGGAUCCUUGUGAGUUUGCCAAGAUCUGUGCCGCGACUGCCAAGUGCAUGGCCAAGAGUCAUCGACCAGUGUGCACCUGUCCGCAGGGCCAUGAGGGCAAUCCGAUGGUCAAAUGUGUAACCACUCAAACCUCAAUUGAAUGCACCGACGAUUCGGACUGCGGUGUCACCGAAGCGUGCAUCAACCAACUUUGCCAGCAUCCUUGCGAUGUCCACGAUCCUUGCGCCACCAAUGCUGUUUGCAUCAACAGCAACCACGCAGCUGACUGCAGUUGUGCGGAUGGCUUCCAGGGCAAUGGAUUUGUUGGCUGUCAGCCAGCACGUUCCCAUGUCUGCCAAUACAACGAGGACUGUCCACCGACGAAGCUCUGCGAUCGCCUGAACCGCCGCUGCAUCAGUCCCUGCCAAGAGGACUCUUGCGGCGAGAAUGCCGAGUGCAUACCCGUGAACCAUGGCACUGACUGCCGCUGCCUGCCCGGAUUCCUGGGCAAUGCCUAUGUGCAGUGUCUUCCUAGCCAGGGAUGCCGCUCCGAUUCCGAAUGUGAUUCGAGUCAGGCCUGCAUCAACGGAAAGUGUUCAUCGCCCUGCCAGUGUGGAGCCUAUGCCCUCUGCGAUGUCGUUAAUCAUCGUGGUGUUUGCAAGUGCCCUCCCGGCUACAACGGAAAUCCACAGGUGGGCUGCAGUCCGCCUCAAGAUCCAUGCGACCCCAAUCCAUGUGGCUUAAAUGCCUUGUGCGAACUGGACAAUGGCAACCCCAUCUGCUACUGCCCGAAGGGUCUUACCGGAAAUCCGUUCAAAAAUUGCAUUCCUGAGGGAGAUGAGUGCACACCGAAUCCCUGUGGUCCCAACUCUGGAUGUCGUCGCGUAGGUGGAAACCCAGUGUGCUUCUGCCUGCCGGAAUAUGAGGGUCAACCACCGUCGAUUCCUUGUGAGCUACCUUCGAAUCCCUGCGACCCAUCGCCUUGCGGACCGAAUACUCAAUGCUCUGUGCUCAGCAACGGUUUCUCCAAGUGCACCUGUCUGCCGAACUAUGUGGAGAGUCCGAACACCAUCCGUGGAUGUGUUGAACCUAUUAACCCGUGUGACCCGAACCCUUGUGGAACUGGUGCAAUCUGCGAUUCAUCACGUCAGCCCGUGUGUUACUGUCCGGACAACAAGAUUGGCAAUCCUUUCAGGCUGUGCGACAAACCUGCAGUUACUAUUGAACUUUGCCAGCCAGGACCAUGUGGCCGAAACGCCGAGUGCUAUGUGGCUGGAAAUCGAGAGGAGUGCUACUGCCGCUCAGGAUAUGUGGGAGAUGCUUACCAGGGAUGCCGUGAACCGAGUCGCACCGUUUGCGACCCCAAUCCUUGUGGACCCAAUGCCAACUGCGUUGUUGCUGGCGACGGACAAACGGCAUGCGUUUGUCCUGACGGCUUGUCAGGAGAUCCCACGUCCGUUAUUGGCUGCCAUGGCUACGAGUGCCAGGUAGAUGCCGAUUGUCCGAACAGCAGGGCCUGCAUGGGCUACCGCUGCUACGAUCCCUGUCCAGGAGCAUGUGGCCAAGGCGCUCACUGCCAAGUGGAGGAACAUCACCCAGUUUGUUCUUGUAACUCCGGUUUGACUGGCAACCCUGGAAUUCGCUGCUAUGCUUUGGACCAUCCCAAGACGAAUCCUUGCGUUCCAAGCCCUUGUGGCCGAAACAGCGAGUGCAAGUUGCUGAAUAACCGCGCUGUUUGUUCAUGCAUCCCAGGUUACUUGGGCGAUCCUCAAUCGGGAUGCCAGCCUGAGUGCGACAUUAACUCGGAUUGUGGUGAUACCUUGUCUUGCAUUAACCACAAGUGCGUGGAUCCCUGUGCUGGAGCGAUCUGUGGAAUUAAUGCCAUCUGUAAUGUGCGCCAGCAUACUCCAGUAUGUCUUUGCCUAGACGGCUUCGUCGGCGACGCCUUUUUGCAGUGCGUUCCUAUUGGAAUACUGAAGAACGUUUCUCGGGAUCCCUGUGCACCGUCGCCCUGUGGACCUUACGACGUUUGUUCAGUGUACGGCGAUGGAGUGGCCCUUUGUGAUCCCUGCUUUGGACCCAAUGCCCAGCAGAAUCCCCGUUGCCGACCCGAGUGCGUGGGCAAUUCGGAUUGUCCGUUUGAUCGCGCCUGUUUGGGCCAGCGUUGUCUGGAUCCCUGUCCCGGAUCCUGUGGCCGGAAUGCUAUAUGUAAUGUCUACGAGCAUAACCCCGUAUGCGCUUGUCCCACAGGACUAUUUGGCAAUCCGUACGAACAGUGCACAACUAAGUCGGUGGUCGAGACGCCACCACAACCCAGCUGCGCUAAGCUCCAUUGCGGCGCCAACGCGGAAUGCAAGCGUCAGCACAGCGGCCUGGCCUGCGUCUGUCGUAAGGGUUACUUCGGAGACCCACAUAUUGGUUGUCGGCCAGAAUGUGUUCUUAACAGUGACUGUCCCGCUGAAAAGGCUUGCUUGAACUCCAAGUGCGUGGAAGCGUGUACAGGAGUGUGUGGCGUUAAUGCCGUUUGCCGUGUGGUCAACCAUGCGCCAGUUUGCAUAUGUGCCGAGGGAUAUAGUGGAGACGCCUCUAUUGCCUGCAAUCCAUUCUACCUGCCACCUCCAGAGCGACCUCAUCCGUGUGAGCCAUCGCCAUGCGGACCAAACUCCCGAUGCAAGGCCACACCUGAUGGCUAUGCAGCCUGUUCCUGCCUGCCGAACUUCAAAGGAGCUCCACCAGUCUGUCAGCCAGAGUGUGUGGUUAGCUCGGAGUGUGCUCCCAACCAGGCAUGUCUGAAUCAGAGGUGCGCAGAUCCAUGCCCAGGCAUUUGCGGUGGUGGAGCUCGCUGCGAAGUGUUGAACCAUAACCCCAUCUGCUCCUGUGAAGCCAACUUCGAGGGUGAUCCGUUUGUGGCGUGCUCACCCAUUCAGGAUCCAGGUCGCGACAUCCCUGUGCCAAAGAACCCGUGCGUGCCAUCUCCUUGCGGACCCAACUCCAUAUGCCAGAUAAAACAAAACCGACCAGUCUGCUCCUGUGUGGCCAACUAUAUCGGCAGCCCGCCGUAUUGCCGACCGGAGUGCGUGCUGAGCAGUGAGUGCCCAUCGGACAAGGCCUGCAUCAACGAAAAGUGCCAGAAUCCCUGUGCCAACGUAUGUGGACACAAUGCCCGUUGUACGGUCAUCGCCCACUCCGCCCACUGCAGUUGCGACGAGGACUACGAGGGAGAUGCCUUCAUUGGUUGCUCUAAAAAGAUUACAGAAAGGCCCGGUGAUCACAUUGAUCCUUGCUACCCUAAUCCAUGUGCCGAGAACGCUGUUUGCACGCCUUACAAUAAUGCCGCGCGCUGUACCUGCAUUGAGCCAUACAAUGGCGAUCCUUACAGUACCGGAUGUCGACCGGAAUGUAUCUACAGCUCUGAGUGCCCCUCAUCACUGGCCUGCAUCAAGCAGCACUGUCGCGAUCCUUGCACGGCUGCUUGUGGAGCGAAUGCCGAAUGUACGGUGGUCAACCACUUGCCCUCUUGCAGUUGCACCAGAGGAUUUGAGGGUAAUCCGUUUGACGGAUGCAAGCGGGUGGUCGUUGUGCGACCCGAAACCGUGUGCGAGCCCAAUCCUUGUGGACCGAACAGCAUUUGUCGCUCUGUAGAGGGACAUCCCACGUGCAGUUGCCAAGUCGGUUACUUUGGAGCUCCGCCGCAGUGCAGACCCGAAUGUGUGGUCAGCUCGGAGUGUGCGCAGCAUUUGGCCUGCAUAAACCAAAAGUGUAUGGAUCCAUGUGAGGGCACAUGUGGAUUCAACGCUAAAUGUCAAGUCAACAACCACAACCCUAUUUGCUCCUGUCCAGCCAACUAUGAGGGAAAUCCAUUUGAGCAAUGUGUGCCCAAACCUGCAGAACCACAUCGCAACGUGGAUCCUUGCCUGCCCAGCCCAUGCGGUUCCAAUUCCAUUUGCCGAAAUGUGAACAAUAGGGCAGAGUGCUCUUGUGCCCCAGGAAUGUUUGGAGCACCACCUAAUUGUCGACCAGAAUGUGUGAUUAACCAAGAUUGCCCAUCAAAUCGAGCUUGUAUACGGCAGCGGUGCGAGGAUCCUUGCAUUGGCAUUUGCGGGUUCAAUGCCGUGUGCUCCACGCAGAACCACCAGCCCAAGUGCAGUUGCAUUGAAAGCUUUGAGGGUGAUCCGUACACCGCCUGCAGAAUGCGUGAGAUCGUGGUGCUAGACCCACCCACCGAUCCAUGCUACCCAUCGCCAUGUGGUGCGAAUGCCAUUUGUCGCGUGCGCAACGGAGCCGGCUCCUGUUCCUGCAUACAAAAUUAUUUCGGUGAUCCCUAUAUCAACUGCCGACCUGAGUGCGUCCAGAAUAGCGAUUGUCCCAAUAACCGUGCCUGUAUAAACAUGAAGUGCCGCGAUCCCUGCGCCAAUGCCUGUGGAUUUAAUGCCAUUUGCCGGGUGGCUCAUCAUCAGCCCAUCUGCAGUUGUGAACCCCACUUCACAGGCAAUCCACUGCGCGCAUGCGUCGAGAGGCCUUCAAAUAUGUACCUACCCUUGCCCAAAGACCCUUGUAGACCGUCGCCUUGUGGCCUGUUCAGCACUUGCCAUGUAGUUGGGGAUCGUCCUGUGUGUGCCUGUUUGCCAGACUACAUGGGUGCUCCGCCCAACUGCAAGCCCGAGUGUAUGACCAGUGCCGAGUGUCCUUCGGAUAGGGCGUGUAUAAACCAGCGCUGCAAAGAUCCUUGUCCCGGAACAUGUGGCUACAAUGCCCGCUGUCGCUGCACGAAUCAUUCGCCAAUAUGCAGUUGCUUCGAUGGUUACACCGGUGAUCCGUUCCACCAGUGCGUUCCUGAAAGAAAACCACCACCAAUAGCUGAUCCCAUUGUUCCGCCCAAUCCUUGUGUGCCAUCACCUUGUGGACCCAACUCUCAGUGCCAGGUUUCAAGCAGUGGAGCUGUGUGCUCCUGCGUAACCAAUUACAUAGGAAGACCACCUGGUUGUCGGCCAGAGUGCAGCAUCAAUUCCGAGUGUCCGGCCAGAAUGGCCUGCAUCAAUGCUCGUUGUGCCGAUCCGUGCAUCGGAUCGUGUGGAAAUAACGCACUCUGCCAUGUCAGCCUGCAUGCGCCGGUGUGCAUGUGUGAGCCCGGAUAUUCCGGCGAUCCGUUCUCCGGCUGCUACAAGAUUAUUGAGACCCCGAUUGAGGUAAUCCAACCGUGCCGCCCCAGCCCUUGCGGCUUAAAUGCCCUUUGCGAGGAGCGGAAUCAAGCCGCCGCCUGCAAGUGUCUUCCGGAAUACUUUGGGGAUCCUUAUGUCGAGUGUCGCCCCGAGUGCGUCAUCAACUCGGACUGUCCCAGGUCGCGAGCAUGCGUCAAUCAAAAGUGCGUGGAUCCCUGUCCGGGAAUGUGUGGUCACAACGCUCUAUGCGCCGUCUUCAACCACGCACCUAACUGCGAGUGUCUUCCUGGUUACACGGGCAACCCCAUCGUUGGUUGUCACAUAGUCCCUGAAAGUCCGCGCUAUCCCGACCCAAUAGUGCCUGAAAACCCUUGCCAACCCUCGCCCUGUGGCCUCUACAGCAACUGUCGUCCGGUCAAUGGCCACGCAGUCUGCUCCUGUGUGCCCAGCUACAUCGGUUCUCCUCCCAACUGCCGGCCCGAGUGCAUGAGCAGCUCGGAGUGCGCGCAGGACAAGUCGUGCCUUAACGAGCGCUGCAAGGAUCCCUGCCCAGGCACCUGCGGCAAUAACGCGCUCUGUCGCGUAGUCAACCACAACCCCAUCUGCUCCUGCAGUCCCGGCUUCAGCGGUGAUCCUUUCGUGCGCUGCUUCCCACAAGAGAAGCGGCCGCCCAUUACCCAUGACCGCAUCGAUCCGUGCGUACCCUCGCCAUGUGGGCCCAACUCAGAGUGCCGGGUGUCGGCCGCCAAUGAGCAGGCUGUCUGCUCAUGCUUGCAACAUUACGUGGGUAGGGCGCCAAAUUGCCGGCCGGAGUGUACAUCCAAUUCCGAGUGCCCCGGCAAUUUGGCCUGCAUCAAUCUGCGCUGCCGGGAUCCGUGUGUCGGUACCUGCGGCAUACAGACCACUUGCCUUGUAAAUAAUCAUAGACCCAUUUGCCGCUGCAUUGACGGUUAUGCAGGCGAUCCAUUCUCAGAGUGUAGUCCAAAGAUCAAUGUCCCAGUGGAAGUGGCACAGCCCUGCAACCCGAGUCCAUGCGGCGCCAAUGCUGUGUGCAAGGAGCGCAAUGGAGUCGGUUCCUGCUCCUGCCUACCGGAGUAUAAUGGAGACCCGUACACAGAGUGCCGCCCAGAGUGCGUGCUGAAUAGUGACUGCUCGAAGAACCGCGCCUGCCUCAACAACAAGUGCCGCGAUCCCUGUCCGGGAGUCUGUGGCGUCUCUGCCGAGUGCCACGUGAUCAACCAUGCCCCCAGCUGCAGUUGUCCUUCUGGUUUCACUGGCAAUCCCUCGCAAUUUUGUCGGGAGAUACCAAGAUUGCCCGCUCCCGUUGAACCAUGUCGUCCUUCGCCCUGCGGCCCUUACAGCCAGUGCCGCGAGGUCAACGGACAUGCGGUCUGCUCCUGCGUUACCAAUUAUAUUGGCACACCGCCCGCUUGUCGUCCGGAGUGCUCGGUUAGCUCCGAAUGCGCUCAGGACAGGGCAUGUGUGAACCAGCGCUGUGCGGACCCAUGUCCUGGUACCUGUGGCAAUGAGGCUAUCUGCAAAGUGACCAACCACAACCCUAUCUGCUCCUGCCCAGCCGGCUGCAGCGGCGAUCCUUUCGUUCGCUGUGCGCCGUGGCAGGAGGAACCGGAGCAACCCAAGUCCAAUGAAAAUCCUUGUGUACCCAGUCCCUGUGGACGCAAUUCCCAGUGUCGUGUAGUGGGCGAAACGGGCGUAUGCUCCUGCCUGCCUAAUUUCGUGGGUAGGGCGCCAAAUUGCCGCCCAGAGUGCACUAUCAACACAGAGUGUGCUGCCAACCUGGCAUGCAUCAAUGAGCGCUGCCAGGAUCCCUGUCCGGGAUCGUGUGGGUUUAAUGCUUUCUGUAGUGUUGUAAACCACUCGCCCAUCUGCACCUGCGACUCUGGUUACACAGGUGACCCAUUCGCCGGCUGUAACCCACAACCUCCAGACAUACCCGAUGAACGUCUGACUCCCUGCCAACCCUCCCCCUGUGGUCCCAAUGCCGAGUGCCGUGAGCGCAACGGAGCCGGCUCCUGUACUUGUCUGCCGGAAUAUUUCGGUGAUCCGUACAGCGGCUGCCGUCCGGAAUGCGUGGUGAACAGUGAUUGCUCGCGCGACAAGUCGUGCGUCAACCAGAAAUGCGUGGACCCGUGUCCAGGUGUUUGUGGCUUGAACGCCCAAUGUCGUGUGUCCAAUCAUAUUCCCAGUUGCUCAUGCCUGGCUGGAUACACUGGAAAUCCGUCGAGCGCGUGCCGUGAAAUUCCCCAGUUGCCCCCACCACCCGAACGGGAUGAGAACCCCUGUAGACCAUCUCCCUGUGGUCCCUAUAGUCAGUGCCGCGAGGUCGACGGUCAUGCCGUGUGCUCCUGCCUUCAGGGCUUCAUCGGAUCGGCUCCCAACUGCCGACCCGAGUGCAUCAUUAGCUCGGAUUGCGCCCAAAAUCUUAACUGUCAAAACCAAAAGUGCGUGGACCCGUGUCCGGGCACGUGUGGCAUCGAGGCGCGCUGCCAGGUCAUUAACCACUAUCCCGCAUGCUCCUGUGCCCCAGGUUUUACCGGAGAUCCCUUCAACCGGUGCACCAAGAUAUUGUUGGAGCCCCCACCCUCCGAAAAGUCUGGUAAUCCCUGCAUCCCAUCACCAUGUGGACCCAACUCGAAAUGCCUCGAUGUCCGUGGUUCGCCUGCAUGCUCCUGUUUGCCCGACUAUCUGGGACGUCCGCCAAACUGCCGGCCUGAGUGCCUCAGUAGUGCCGACUGUCCGGCAAACCUGGCCUGUGUGAACCAGCGCUGCUCGAACCCAUGCAUCGGUGCUUGCGGCCUGCACUCUGUGUGCACGGUCAUCAAGCACCGACCGGCAUGCGAGUGUGUGCCAGGUUACACCGGAGAUCCUUUCUCAGGCUGUGCGAUCGUACAGCAAAUUGCCACGCCGGACGAGACGAGAAAUCCCUGCAAUCCUAGUCCCUGCGGAGCAAAUGCUAUUUGCCGGGAGCGCAAUGGAGCUGGCUCUUGCGCCUGCCUGCCCGAGUACUUUGGUGAUCCGUACAAUGGUUGCCGACCGGAAUGUGUCCAGAACGACGACUGCGACCGCUCGCGUGCCUGUAUCAACAACAAGUGCCAGGAUCCAUGUCCCGGAGCCUGCGGCAUUAACGCUGAAUGCAGAGUUUUGAAUCACGGACCGAACUGCAACUGUUUCGAUGGCUACACUGGAGAUCCGCAUCGCUCGUGCUCGUUGAUCGAGGUGGUCACCAUUCGACCGGAGCCAUGCAAGCCAUCACCCUGCGGACCGUACAGCCAGUGCUUGGACACCAACAGUCAUGCGGUGUGCAGCUGCUUGGAAGGCUACAUUGGAGCACCGCCUAGCUGCAAACCGGAAUGUGUGGUGAGCUCGGAGUGUCCACAAAACAGGGCUUGCAUUAACCAGAAGUGCGAGGAUCCUUGUCGAGGAUCGUGCGGCAAUAAUGCUAAAUGCCAAGUGGUCAACCACAACCCCAUCUGUACCUGCCAGCCUGGCAUGACAGGUGAUCCGAUAUCGGGAUGUGAGCCCAUGCCCGAAGUCAAGAACGUGGAGAAUCCGUGUGUGCCGUCCCCAUGUGGACCCAACUCUGUUUGUCGACAGAUUGGAAAUCAGGCAGCAUGUUCCUGUAACGCUGGCUAUAUUGGACGCCCACCCACUUGCCGACCGGAAUGCACAAACAAUGACGAGUGCCAGAACCAUCUUUCCUGUCAGCAGGAGCGCUGCGUGGAUCCAUGCCCCGGUUCGUGUGGUAGCAACGCCAUCUGCCAGGUGGUGCAGCACAAUGCUGUAUGCUCCUGCGCCGAUGGAUACGAGGGAGAGCCACUCUUUGGUUGUCAGCUGAUUCCAGUUGUGAUGCCUACCGAGUCACCAUCUUCCCCCUGCGAGCCAUCACCAUGUGGUCCUCAUGCCGAGUGUCGGGAAAGGAAUGGAGCUGGAGCUUGCUACUGUCACGAUGGAUUCGAGGGUAAUCCGUACGAUGCCCAACGAGGAUGCCGACGAGAGUGCGAGAAUAACGAUGACUGUACUGCUGUCCAAGCCUGCUCUCGAUUCAAGUGCGUCGAUCCAUGCAACAAUAUCUGCGGAGACUAUGCCAUUUGCACAGUCGACAAACAUGUGCCCACUUGUGACUGCCCGCCUGGAUACACUGGAGAUCCGUUCUUCAGCUGCAAACCCGUGCCGGUCACACCGCGUCCUCCGCUCAACCCAUGCAAUCCAUCUCCAUGUGGACCCAACAGCAAUUGUCGGGCCAUGAACAACCAGGCAGUGUGUUCCUGCCAGGCAGGAUUCAUCAACCAGCCACCCAACUGCAAACCGGAAUGCGUAGUCAGUGCGGAAUGUGCUCCGGAAAAAGCAUGCGUACACAAAAAGUGCGUUGAUCCCUGUCAGCAUACCUGUGGCAUCCGGGCCAUCUGCACCACCAAAAACCACAGCCCCAUCUGCACGUGUCCCCGGACAAUGACUGGAGAUCCUUUCGUUGAGUGCACUAGAGUUGCAAUCACGAAUGACAAUACAACACCAUCGCCGGCUCCAGCAUCCUGUGUGCCUUCGCCUUGUGGACCCAAUGCCAAGUGCCAGAUCGUGGGCAAUAGUCCGGCAUGUUCUUGCCUGCCGAACUUCAUCGGGGCUCCGCCUCGCUGUCGCCCGGAGUGCGUCUUGAACUCGGAAUGUGGACCCACAGAGGCAUGCAUAAACCAAAAGUGCGCAGAUCCCUGCUCUGGAUCGUGCGGAUUUGAGGCCAAGUGCCAUGUUCUUAAUCACCUGCCCAUUUGCAACUGCAUUGAGGGCUACGAGGGAGAUCCGUUCGUGCGUUGCACCAAGAAGGAAGAAGAUAGAUCUCCUCCACUCCCGAAUGACCCGUGCAACCCGAGCCCGUGCGGACAAAAUGCGGAUUGCUUUGCCGGUGAGUGCCGCUGCCAAAAUAACUACCAAGGCAAUGCCUACGAGGGAUGUCGUCCGGAAUGCACGCUCUCCGCGGACUGUCCUAGGGACAAGGCCUGUAUGCGAAACCGCUGUGUGGACCCCUGUCCAGGAAUCUGCGGUACCAAUGCCGUGUGCGAGGUGAUGAACCACAUUCCGGUGUGCUCGUGCGUCAAGGGUUACGAAGGUGACCCGUUCGUCAACUGCCGUGUGAAACCCGUCGUGGAGGAUCCUAUUAUUGAGGCCUGCUCCCCAUCGCCAUGCGGUUCCAACAGUCAGUGUCGCGACGUUAACGGACAUGCGGUUUGCUCUUGCCUGGAAGGUUAUAUCGGAGCACCACCCCAGUGCCGUCCCGAGUGUGUGGUGUCCAGCGAGUGCUCCGCCUUACAAGCUUGUGUCAACAAGAAGUGCGUAGAUCCAUGCGCCGCUGCUUGUGGUCUGGAGGCCCGCUGUGAGGUCAUCAAUCAUAGUCCGAUUUGUGGCUGCCCACCUGGCCGAACUGGAGAUCCGUUCAAGCAAUGCGUUGUCCUGCCACCGAUUGCUGUUCCAGACGUAAAGUCACCUCCUCAAGAUCCUUGCGUGCCAUCCCCCUGCGGACCCAACUCGAUCUGCAAGAAUGAUAGGAACGGCCCCGUCUGCCAAUGCCAACCUGAAUUCUUUGGCUCGCCGCCCAACUGUCGACCCGAGUGCAUCAUCAAUCCGGACUGUCAAUCUACACAGGCGUGUAUCAACAACAAAUGCAGCAAUCCAUGCCCAGAAUCAUGCGGAACCAAUGCCGAGUGUCGUGUCAUUGGACACGCUGUGUCCUGCUCUUGUCCAACGGGAUACGCCGGCAACGCUUUCGUUCAGUGUGUGCCGCAGCAAGAGGAGCCACCGAAGCCUUGCCAGCCAUCGCCAUGUGGUCCAAAUGCCGAGUGCAUUGAACGUAACGGAGCCGCUGCCUGCAAGUGUAUUGAUGAAUACCAGGGUAACCCGUACGAGGGUUGUCGUCCCGAGUGCGUACUGAGCUCAGAUUGUCCCACGGACAAGACGUGCAUCCGCAACAAGUGCCAGGAUCCUUGCCCAGGCAUCUGUGGAUUGAACGCCCAGUGCUAUGCUGUGAACCACGUGCCCAACUGUGUCUGCAACGAUGGCUAUACUGGAGAUCCGUUCGCCAGUUGUCGCCGAGUUGAGGUCACAACUCCACCACCAGUUUCGGAUCCUUGCAUUCCAUCUCCUUGCGGAGCCAAUAGCAAAUGCAGGGUUGCAAAUGGCUUAGCCGUUUGCUCAUGCUUAGAUACAUUUAUUGGAGCCCCACCAAAUUGCAAACCAGAGUGCACGGUCAAUGCCGAGUGUCCUUCGAAUAGGGCGUGCCACAAGUUCCGUUGCGCAAAUCCUUGCGCCACGACGUGUGGCCUGAAUGCCAAGUGUGAAGUGAUCAACCAUAACCCCAUCUGCAGUUGUCCUCUGGACAUGACUGGUGAUCCAUUUGCUCGCUGCUACCCAGCUCCCCCACCGCCGCCACCAGGACCCAAGGAUGAGCCCAUUAGGAGACCAUGUCAACCAUCGCCAUGCGGAUUGAACUCGGAAUGCAUAGUACGUGACGAUCAGGCCUCGUGCUCUUGCCUGCCCAACUUUAUAGGAGCACCACCCAACUGCCGACCCGAAUGUGUUGUGAACACGGAUUGUUCUCCGAACCAAGCUUGCAUUGCUGAGAAGUGCCGUGAUCCUUGUGAUGGAUCCUGUGGAGUUGACUCCGAAUGCCGUGUUCAGAACCACCUGGCCAUCUGCACCUGCCGUGGAGGAUUCACUGGUGAUCCGUUUGUUCGUUGCUUCGAGUUCGUCGAAGAGACCACAAAGUCACCCCCACUCGCACAGGAUCCUUGUGAUCUGCAGCCAUGCGGAUCGAAUGCGGAGUGCCGAAACGGCAUCUGUAGCUGCCUCGCGGACUACCAGGGAGAUCCCUACACCGGCUGUCGCCCAGAGUGUACAUUGAGUACUGAUUGCGCACCUACCAAGGCUUGCUUAAACAAGAAGUGUGUUGAUCCUUGCCCAGGAGUAUGUGGGCAGAACUCGCAGUGUGAUGUUUCAAACCACAUACCGAUUUGCAGUUGCCUGCAGGGCUACACGGGCGAUCCGUUUGUUCACUGCCGCCACGAGACGCCAGUGGCGAAGGAUCCAUGCCAACCAAACCCAUGCGGACCCAACAGCUUGUGCCACAUAUCCGGACAAGGACCUGUCUGCGCCUGUCAACCGGGAAUGCUGGGCUCACCGCCCGCCUGCAAACCGGAGUGCAUUGUCAGCUCCGAGUGCUCGUUGCACACUGCCUGUGUGAACAGGAAGUGCGUGGAUCCUUGCCCCGGAGCCUGUGGGCAAUUUGCUCGCUGCCAGGUGAUCAACCACAACCCGUCUUGCUCAUGCAACACAGGCUACACUGGCGAUCCGUUCACCCGAUGCUAUCAGGAGGAACGAAAACCACAGCCGACGCCAGGUAAUCCUUGCCAGCCAUCUCCUUGCGGACCCAAUUCCGAGUGCAAGGUGCUGAAUGGCAACGCAGCCUGCUCGUGUGCGGCCACCUUCAUUGGAACGCCACCAAGCUGUCGACCCGAGUGCUCCAUCAAUCCGGAAUGUCCGCCAACCAAGGCCUGUAUCCGCCAGAAGUGCUCGGAUCCCUGCGUGAAUGCCUGUGGAUUUAAUGCCCGCUGCAAUGUGGCCAAUCAUCAACCCAUCUGCACAUGCGAUGUGGGCUAUACUGGAGAUCCGUUUACUGGCUGUCAGAAGGAGCAAGAACGCAUUGUCAAUGAGCAAGUGACUCCCUGCGAACCCAAUCCCUGUGGCUCGAAUGCUGUGUGCCGCGAAAGAAAUGGCAUCGGUUCCUGCCAGUGCCUGCCCGAUCACUUUGGUGACCCGUAUCAGUCGUGUCGUCCGGAGUGCGUACGCCACUCGGACUGCGCCUCCAAUAAGGCUUGCCAACAGCAGAAGUGUCGCGAUCCCUGCCCAGGUACCUGCGGCAGCAAUGCGGACUGCAGUGUCACAAACCAUCUGCCCACCUGUACAUGCCGCGUUGGAUACACCGGUGAUCCGUACCGCUACUGCCACGUGGAACCACCCCAGCUCCCUGCCCGAGUGACCGAACCAUCUCAACCCUGCCGCCCCUCACCUUGUGGUCCCAACUCCCAGUGCCGCGAACUGAACGGUCAGGCCGUGUGCUCCUGCCUGGAGCUCUACAUCAGUCUGCCACCCAACUGCCGACCGGAGUGUGUGCUGAGCACAGAGUGUCCCACCGAUAAGGCUUGCAUCAGUCAACGUUGUCAGGAUCCGUGUCCAGGCACUUGUGGCAUCAAUGCCGAGUGCCGGGUUCGUAAUCAUAGUCCUCUGUGUCAGUGUCGUCAAGGUUUUACCGGUGAUUCCUUUACCCGUUGUUAUCCCCUGCCACCUCCGCCUCCUGUGAUCGAACGAGUUGAGCGUGAUCCCUGCCUGCCAUCGCCCUGCGGGUUGAAUAGUCAAUGCCGCAAUGUACAAGGGGUGCCGUCCUGCACCUGUCUCCCAGACUUCUUGGGGGCACCGCCCAACUGUAGGCCCGAGUGCACAAUCAGUGCAGAGUGUCCCUCAAAUCUCGCUUGCAUACGGGAGAAGUGUAUAGAUCCCUGUCCCGGUUCUUGUGGCUAUGCCGCCGAGUGUAGUGUUGUUAACCACACUCCAAUUUGCGUCUGUCCCGCUGGCUUUACGGGUGAUCCGUUCUCCAGUUGUCGUCCAGCGCCGCCGCCAGAGCCCACACAAAGUGAAUAUGUGGAUCCUUGCAACCCAUCACCUUGUGGACCGAAUGCCCAAUGCAACGCAGGAAUCUGCACGUGUCUGGCCGAAUUCCAUGGCGAUCCCUACUCUGGUUGCCGUCCCGAGUGCGUCCUCAAUUCAGACUGUCCCAGGGACAAGGCUUGCCGUAGCAGCAAGUGCGUAAACCCUUGUCCAGGAACUUGUGGCGAGAAUGCCAUUUGCGAUGUCAUCAAUCACAUACCCAUGUGCAGAUGUCCCGAACGCACCGCUGGCAGCGCAUUCAUCCGCUGCUCUCCUGUGCAGAUUACAGUAUCUAAUCCUUGCCGACCAUCACCUUGUGGUCCAAACUCGCAGUGCCGAGAGGUUAAUCAGCAAGCAGUGUGUUCGUGCCUGCCAAGCUUCAUUGGAGCUCCGCCAUCCUGCCGACCCGAGUGCACCUCGAAUUCAGAGUGUGCACCCACUCAAGCUUGCCUGAAUCAACGGUGUGGAGAUCCCUGCCCCGGAACAUGUGGAGUGGGUGCUAAUUGCGCUGUUGUCAGCCAUAGCCCCUUCUGCACAUGUCCUGAGAGGUUUACGGGUAAUCCAUUUAUUCGUUGCCAGCCCCAGAUUGAACCUCCCGUUCGCGAUGUUGUGCCUGUUGAUCCCUGUCGCCCAUCUCCCUGUGGACCUUAUUCCCAGUGUCGCCCAGUUGGUGAGGCCCCGGCCUGUUCCUGUCUGGAGACCUAUAUUGGACGCCCACCAAACUGCCGCCCAGAGUGUGUGACCAGCUCGGACUGUUCCAGUCAAAUGGCCUGUGUGAACCAGAAGUGUGUCGACCCAUGUCCAGGACGCUGCGGCCUUAAUGCCGAGUGCUUUGUGGUUAGCCACGCCGUGCAAUGUAUUUGCCAGCAGGGCUUCAACGGAGAUCCGUUCGUGCAAUGCAAACCGGAGAUCGCAUAUGAAAAUGAAAUCCGCACUCCGUGCAGCCCGAGUCCUUGUGGCCCGAAUGCUGUGUGCCGCGAUCGCAACGGAGUAGGAUCCUGCCAGUGCCUGCCACAAUACUUUGGAGAUCCUUACGAAGGCUGUCGCCCGGAGUGCAUGCUUGACUCGGACUGUCCGUCCAACCGGGCUUGCCAACAGCUGAGAUGCCAGGACCCCUGCCCAGGAACCUGUGGACUUAAUGCUAACUGUCAAGUGGUGAACCAUUUGCCAACCUGUACUUGCCUGACCCGAUAUGUGGGUGACCCAUACCGUCAAUGUAAUCGACUGCCAGAACCACCACAAAACGAGUAUGUAAACCCAUGUCAACCAACUCCUUGUGGCCCCAACUCCCAGUGCCGCGUUUCGAAUGAGCAGGCGGUUUGCUCUUGCCUGCCCCUGUUCGUAGGAACUCCACCAUCCUGCCGGCCCGAGUGUACCAUAUCCUCGGAGUGUCCUGCUGAUAGGGCCUGUGUUAAUCAGAAAUGUGUGGAUCCUUGUGCAGCAGAUACAUGCGGAAAUAAUGCCAUAUGUAGGGUCCGAAACCACAGCCCUAUUUGCAGUUGCAUUAGCGGCUAUACAGGCGACGCCUUUACUAGAUGUUUCCUUAUUCCACCGCCGAUUAUUGAGACCAAGGACGAACCUUUAAGGGAUCCCUGUAUACCAACACCCUGUGGUCCCAACUCCGAGUGUCGUAAUAUCAAUGGUGUGCCUGCCUGUUCCUGUCUGGCUAAUUUCAUUGGCCAGGCACCAAAUUGUCGUCCCGAGUGCACUAUCAACUCCGAGUGUCCCAGUCAACUGGCGUGUAUCAACCAAAAGUGUCGCGAUCCCUGCCCAGGAGCCUGUGGUCAAAACGCUGUUUGCAGUGUCAUCAAUCAUACGCCACUGUGCGCCUGCAUCGAUGGUUACAUAGGAAAUCCAUUUACCAACUGCAACCCCAAACCUCCAGAACCCCCAGCGCCACCAGUUGCCGACGAUCCUUGCAAUCCAUCGCCUUGCGGAGCUAACGCUCAGUGCCGAAAUGGUCAAUGCUCUUGUAUACCUGAAUACCAAGGGGAUCCAUACAUCUCCUGUCGUCCUGAAUGUGUGCUUAACACCGAUUGCCCAAGGGAUCGGGCCUGUGUGCGCAACAAGUGCAUCGAUCCCUGUCCUGGAACUUGUGGGGUAAACGCCUUGUGCGAGGUCAACAACCAUAUCCCCAUUUGCCGUUGUCCAGAGCAAAUGUCCGGCAAUGCCUUUUUCGAGUGUAGACCCGUGCCGCCUGCCAAAAUUCAAAAUCCCUGCCAGCCGUCGCCAUGUGGCCCGAACAGCCAGUGCCGCGUGGUGCAACAAACUGCGGUCUGCUCCUGUCUGGCUAACUACGUGGGCAGUCCGCCGCAAUGUCGGCCGGAAUGUGUAACCAACUCUGACUGUCCUGCCGAUCAGGACUGCCAGAAUAUGAAGUGUCGCGACCCGUGUCCUGGUACAUGUGGAUUUAAUGCUCUGUGCAACGUCGUCAAUCACCGCCCCUUCUGCAGCUGCCCCACUGGCAUGUCCGGAAAUCCUUUCGUGAGCUGUCAGCAGCUAAUUAUACGCGAUGAAAGACCUCAAAAUCCCUGCCAGCCUUCUCCUUGUGGUCCCAACUCCGAAUGUCGUGUAUCUGGAGAUUCGCCGUCUUGUUCGUGUCUGCCCGAAUUUGUGGGAGCACCGCCGAACUGCCGACCCGAGUGUAUAUCCAACUCGGAGUGCCCCACAAACCAGGCUUGCAUCAACCAGAAAUGUGUGGACCCCUGCCCAGGAUUAUGUGGUCAAAAUGCCAUUUGUCGGGUGUUCAGUCAUAGUGCCAUGUGCUUGUGUGACGGUGGCUUCACCGGAGAUCCGUUUAGUCAGUGUAGUCCAAUAAGAGAUAGUCCUCCUGAAGUUCUGCAGCCCUGCAACCCCAGUCCCUGCGGCGUCAAUGCCAAGUGCGAGGAACGUGGUGGGGCAGGAUCCUGCCAGUGUCUGCCUGAUUACUUCGGAAAUCCGUAUGAUGGCUGUCGUCCCGAGUGCGUUCUGAACUCUGACUGCCCUUCGAAUCAGGCAUGUGUCAACCAGAAAUGUCGUGACCCAUGUCCCGGCACUUGCGGCCAAAACGCCGAGUGCCAAGUGGUCAAUCACUUGGCGACCUGUAAUUGUUUGGUUGGAUACAACGGUGACCCGUACAGCAUGUGCCGCAUCACAGUUAAUGAGCCGCCUGAACGCGUCUAUGUGAACCCUUGUCAGCCGUCUCCAUGCGGUCCAAACUCGCAAUGCCGUGAAGUAAACGAGCAAGGAGUUUGUUCCUGCUUGCCAGAGUUCAUUGGCAGUCCUCCUGCCUGUCGUCCGGAAUGCACCAGUAGCUCGGAGUGCGCCGCCGACAAGGCUUGUGUGAACCGCAAAUGUGUGGACCCUUGUCCAAAUGUUUGUGGUCAGCAGGCCGAGUGUCGCGUUCGUAACCACAAUCCCAUUUGCACUUGCUUAAGUGGAUUCACUGGUGAUCCAUUCACCCGUUGCUAUCGUCAGCCGCCUCCGCCUCCAGUUGUCGAACGUGAACCCCUUGACCCUUGUGUUCCUUCACCCUGCGGAGCAAAUUCCCAGUGCCGCGAAAUUCACGGCACACCAUCCUGCUCUUGCCUUCCGCAGUAUUUGGGUACUCCACCCAAUUGCCGCCCGGAAUGUUCCAUCAAUGCAGAGUGUCCCAGUCAUCAGGCCUGUAUUAAUCAAAAAUGCAGAGACCCUUGUCCUGGCUCUUGUGGUCUAAACACUCAGUGCAGUGUCAUCAACCACACGCCAAUCUGCAGUUGUCUCACUGGUUAUAUAGGUGACCCAUUCAGCGUUUGCAACCCCAAGCCAAUACCCGAGAAAAUUCGAGACCCACUGCCACCGGAGGAUCCUUGCAACCCAUCACCAUGUGGCUCGAAUACACAAUGCAACAAUGGAGUUUGCUCUUGCCUGCCCGAAUACCAUGGUGACCCAUACACGGGAUGUCGUCCAGAGUGCGUUCUGCACACGGAUUGUGACCGUAGUCGAGCUUGUGUUCGUCACAAGUGUGUUGAUCCCUGUCCCGGUAUUUGUGGCACCAAUGCGAUAUGCGAGGUUCUAAACCAUAUACCCAACUGCCGCUGUUUAGAGGGAAUGCAAGGCAAUGCCUUUAUCCAGUGCAGCCCAGUUCCAAAGCUCGACGUCGUACAGAAUCCGUGCCAACCCUCGCCCUGCGGACCAAACUCACAGUGUCGCGUUGUUAAUCAACAAGCAAUCUGCUCGUGCAUUACGUCUUUCAUUGGAAGUCCGCCAUUCUGCCGACCUGAAUGCACUACAAACUCGGAGUGCCCCUUGAACUUGGCGUGUCGCAACCAGAAGUGCAGUGAUCCCUGUCCUGGCGUCUGUGGUCGCGGUGCCCAAUGCCAUGUGACUAACCACAGUCCAUUCUGUCGCUGCUUAGAGCGCUACACGGGUAAUCCGUUUGUGAGUUGCCAGCAGAUCAUCGAACCUCCGGUUCCACCACCGCGGCAAACAUGCCUGCCAUCACCCUGCGGACCGUAUUCCCAAUGUCGUGAAGUUAACGAAUCACCUUCUUGCACUUGCCUGCCAGAGUAUAUUGGAACUCCACCUAACUGUAGGCCGGAGUGCGUGACUAGCUCGGAGUGUCCCACGAAUCAGGCGUGCAUUCAGCAGAAGUGUCGCGAUCCUUGCCCAGGACUUUGUGGACAAUCUGCUCAAUGCCGAGUCCUUUCGCACACGCCAAGCUGCAUUUGCGCCGAAGGCAUGGAAGGUGAUCCGUUCACUUUAUGUAAGGAAAAGAGAAUUCAGGAACUAGACCAGCUGGACCCCUGCAGUCCCAGUCCUUGUGGAAUCAAUGCCCGCUGUACUUCCCGCCAAGAUGCCGGCUCAUGCCAGUGCCUGCCAGAUUACUUCGGAAAUCCUUACGAGGGAUGUCGCCCUGAGUGCGUUCUUAAUUCGGACUGCCCAUCGAACAAGGCUUGUCAACAGCAAAAAUGUCAGGAUCCGUGUCCAGGAACCUGCGGUCAGAAUGCUCUCUGCAAUGUCCUGAAUCAUAUACCCAGUUGUAGCUGUAUAUCAGGAUAUUCCGGUGAUCCUUACCGCUCGUGUGUGCCAGAACCGGUCAAGGAAUAUGUCAAUCCCUGCCAGCCAUCGCCGUGUGGUCCAAAUUCUCAGUGCCGUGAGGUGAAUGAACAAGCCAUAUGCUCGUGUCUUCCGGAAUAUGUGGGAGCUCCGCCUGUGUGUCGCCCUGAGUGUACGAUAUCUUCAGAGUGCCCGGCGGACAAGGCCUGUGUGAACCAGAAAUGUGCUGACCCUUGUCCAAACACUUGUGGAGAUCAAGCGAUCUGUCGAGUGGUGAACCACAGUCCGAUUUGCUCAUGUCGUGCCGGUUACACCGGCGACGCCUUUUUCCGCUGUUUCCCCAAGCCCCCGGUACCACCAACACCAGUACAAAAGACGCCGGUUGAUCCUUGUGUGCCCACUCCUUGCGGCCCCUACUCCCAGUGUCGAUCCCAGGGAGAUGCCCCCGCCUGUUCUUGUUUGGUCGGCUAUAUAGGAGCCCCUCCCAAUUGCCGACCGGAAUGUCGCAUCAACGCGGAAUGUCCUAGCAGCCAAGCGUGUAUUAAUGAGAAAUGUAGAGACCCUUGCCCCGGCUCUUGCGGCUAUGGUGCCAUUUGCAAUGUGAUCAAUCACACGCCUAGCUGCACCUGUCCAACAGGACUCUCGGGUGAUCCAUUUAGUCAGUGUCAGCCCGUGCCACCUCCGCCUCCAACACCUGUUAAGCUUGAUGAUCCAUGCAAUCCCUCACCCUGUGGUCCAAACGCUCAGUGCAAUAAUGGAGUAUGUACUUGCAUUCCCGAAUACCAUGGCGAUCCCUACAGCGGUUGCCGACCCGAGUGCAUCACCAGCGCGGAUUGCUCACGUGAGCUUGCCUGUUCGAGGAACAAGUGCUUCGAUCCUUGCCCCGGUACCUGUGCCCCCAAUGCCAUUUGUACUGUCCUUAACCACGUGCCCAUGUGCACUUGUCCGGAUGGAUAUAUUGGCAAUGCUUUUGUGCAGUGUAAACCCUCACCAACCCCUGUCCUUGUCCAGCCUUGCCAACCAUCUCCGUGUGGACCCAACUCUCAGUGCCGCGAAGUCAACCAGCAAGCUGUUUGCUCCUGUGUGCCAGGAUAUAUCGGAACCCCGCCACUCUGUCGACCGGAGUGCACGUCGAACUCGGAGUGUUUGUCACACCUAGCAUGUGUUAACCAAAAGUGCAGUGAUCCCUGUCCCGGCUCAUGUGGCCGUAAUGCCCAGUGCAGUGUGGUUAACCACAAUCCCUUCUGUACGUGCUUGCCAAGGUUCACUGGCAAUCCGUUCGUGGGUUGUCAGCAGAUUAUUGAGCCACCACGUCAAGAUAUUGUGCCACAGGAUCCGUGCCGACCGUCGCCUUGUGGUCCGAACUCUGAAUGUCGCGCCGUUGGUGAGACACCAACAUGUACAUGCCUUGCUGAUUUUGUCGGCUCCCCGCCGUAUUGCAAACCCGAAUGCGUGGCCAAUUCAGAGUGUCCCUCGAACCUGGCGUGUAUCAAUCAAAAGUGUCGCGAUCCCUGUCCUGGAUUGUGCGGUUCAAGUGCUACUUGCCGCGUCGUCUCUCACACAGCAAUGUGCAUUUGUGAUGCUGGUUUGACCGGAGAUCCAUUUACACAAUGUCAACCCAUUGUGCAAGAUGUUGAGAUCAUUAAUCCUUGCCAGCCGUCACCUUGCGGAGCCAAUGCCGAGUGCAUACAACGUAAUGGAGCCGGAGCCUGCCAGUGUCUCACAGACUAUUUCGGAAAUCCCUACGAAGGCUGUCGACCGGAGUGUGUUUUGAACUCGGACUGCCCAUCGAACCGAGCUUGUCAGCAGCAGAAGUGCCGUGAUCCUUGUCCCGGAAGCUGUGGACAGAAUGCCGAGUGUAAUGUGGUGAACCACACACCCAUGUGCAACUGCUUCGCUGGAUUCAUUGGCGAUCCGUACCGCUAUUGUAGCCAACCGCCAGAACCUAUUGUCCAUGAGUAUGUGAACCCCUGUCAACCGUCCCCCUGUGGCCCGAACUCAAAUUGUCGCGAUGUUAAUGAACAGGCAGUAUGUUCCUGCCGUUCCGAAUUUGAGGGAGCCCCACCCAACUGCCGGCCACAAUGCACCUCGAGCUCAGAGUGCGCCCCCAACAGGGCGUGCAUCAAUCAAAAAUGCGUUGAUCCUUGUCCCGGUGUUUGUGGCCAGCAAGCAAUCUGCGAGGUACGCAACCACAGUCCAAUUUGUAGGUGUCCCACCGCCAUGACAGGCGAUCCCUUCGUGCGCUGCGUACCCCGACCAACAAUUGCACCGCCACCCUUGAGGGAUGUAGCUCCCUAUCGCGAUCCCUGUCUCCCCUCACCAUGUGGCCUGUAUGCGUCGUGCAGGAAUCAACAGAACCAAGCGAUUUGCUCUUGUUUGCCAAACUAUUUCGGUACUCCGCCCCAUUGUCGUCCCGAGUGCAUCAUCAAUGCAGAGUGCCCAAGCCACUUGGCCUGCAUUGGCGAACGCUGCCGUGAUCCCUGUCCUGGUGCUUGUGGUCAACAGACCGAGUGCCGUGUGAUCAGUCACGUUCCUAGUUGCGUUUGCCUACGCGGCUAUGUGGGCGAUGCAUUCCUGGCCUGCCACCCGGCACCACCCCCACCAUCCCGUGAAGAGCCCCGCGAUCCGUGUAACCCCAGUCCAUGCGGCAGCAAUGCCAUCUGUUCUAAUCAGGGCGAGUGUAAAUGUGUGGCCGACUAUCAGGGAGAUCCCUAUGUGGCCUGCAGACCCGAGUGUAUUCUCAGUUCGGAGUGUCCCCGAAAUCUGGCCUGUAUACAACAGAAGUGUACCGAUCCUUGUCCAGGAACCUGUGGUACCAAUGCUAUCUGCGAUGUGGUCAACCACAUUGCCAUGUGCCAUUGUCCCGAUCGAAUGACCGGAAAUGCUUUUGUCCAAUGUACUCUAGUGCAGCUUGAUGUAUACCGUAACCCUUGCAAUCCCUCGCCAUGCGGCUCCUAUGCUGAAUGUCGGGAGCAAAACGGUCAAGCGGUAUGCAGUUGUCUUCCCAACUACUUUGGGGUACCUCCUUCGUGUCGACCCGAGUGUAGCACCAACUACGAUUGUUCCCCAAGCUUGGCGUGCCAAAAUCAGCGCUGCGUCGAUACUUGUCCUGGAGCUUGUGGCGCCUACGCCGAGUGCCGAACAGUCAACCACAGUCCUUUCUGUAGUUGCAGACCCGGCUAUACGGGAAAUCCCAUUGUCCAAUGUCAUAUGAUUAUUGAGCCCCAGCGGGAUAUCACACCCAAAGAUCCUUGCCAACCCUCACCUUGUGGUCCAAACAGCGAAUGUCGCCGCGUAGGAGAAACACCCUCCUGCUCAUGCCUGUCCAAUUUCUUUGGCACUCCGCCCAACUGUCGACCUGAAUGUGUCUCCAAUUCCGAGUGCAGUCAGGUGCACGUCUGCACGAAUAAUCGCUGCAAGGAUCCGUGCCCGGGUCUCUGCGGAACUGAUGCCGUCUGCCGCGUGAUAAGUCACAGUGCUAUGUGCUACUGCCAGCCGGGUUACAGCGGCGAUCCCUUCGUCCGCUGUGCACCACACAUCCACAGAGAAUCGAUUGAGAUAGUGCAACCGUGCAACCCCAAUCCCUGCGGCGCCUUUGCCGAGUGUCGUCAGCAGAAUGGAGUCGGAUCGUGUCAGUGUCUACCAGAGUACUUCGGCAAUCCUUAUGAAGGAUGUCGCCCUGAAUGUAUACUCGACUCUGAUUGCCCCUCUCAGCUGGCCUGUGUCAAUCAAAAAUGCCGGGAUCCCUGUCCCGGAAGCUGCGGCCAAAAUGCCGAAUGCUUUGUACGCAAUCACCUGCCCACUUGCAACUGCCUCAGUGGCUAUGUCGGUGACCCAUAUCGGUAUUGUAACAUCGAACCGAAACCCAUUCGGGAAUAUGUCAACCCCUGUCAACCCUCUCCUUGUGGGCCUAACUCUCAGUGCCGCGAACAGAAUGGUGUGGCCACAUGCUCUUGCUUGCCAGAAUUUGUGGGCACUCCGCCGGGAUGUCGGCCGGAGUGUACGGUAUCCUCUGAAUGCAAUCUUGACAAUGCGUGCGUUCGUCAUAAAUGCCUGGAUCCUUGUCCUGGUGCUUGCGGCAGCUCCGCCAAUUGCCAGGUGGUGAACCAUGCUCCACUCUGCUCUUGUCAAGCGGGUUACACAGGAGACCCAUUUACCCGAUGCUACCCAAUUCCCCCUCCACCUACGCAUAUUGUCCAUGAUUACGCACGCGAUCCAUGCCAACCAUCUCCCUGCGGAGCUAAUGCUCAAUGUAGACAAUCCCAAGGUCAAGCCAUCUGCUCCUGUAUACCCAACUACUUUGGUGUUCCACCCAACUGUCGACCCGAGUGCACUCAGAGCUCAGAGUGCCUGUCCAGUUUGGCCUGCAUCAAUCAACGAUGCGCGGAUCCCUGUCCUGGGUCCUGUGCCUACAACGCCAUUUGCCAUGUGCGUAAUCACGUGCCUAGUUGUCAGUGCCCAGUGGGCUAUGUGGGUGAUCCCUUCUCCAACUGUCACCCUGAACCCCAGCCACCACCCAAACCCGUUGCUCUCGAUGAUCCCUGCAAUCCUUCCCCCUGUGGGCCCAAUGCUGUGUGCCAAAAUGGUCAAUGUUCGUGUAUACCCGAGUACCAAGGAGAUCCUUAUACCGGCUGUCGACCGGAAUGUGUGUUAAAUGCGGAUUGUCCGCGAAAUCGUGCUUGUGUUCGCCAUAAGUGUGUGGAUCCGUGUCCGGGAACGUGUGCACCGAAUGCCAUCUGCGAUGUGAUUAACCACAUUGCCAUGUGCCGUUGCCCAGAGCGUAUGACAGGCAAUGCCUUCAUCCAAUGUGAAACACCGCCAGUAUCGCUGGCACCACCAGAUCCGUGUUACCCAUCGCCCUGCGGUCCGAACAGUCGCUGUCGUGUAUUCAACAACAACGCUGUGUGUUCCUGUAUUGAGGAUUUCAUUGGAACUCCACCAAAUUGCCGACCGGAGUGUACGCAUAACUCAGAUUGCCUGCCUAGACUGGCGUGCCAGAGGCAGCAUUGUAUAGAUCCGUGCCCAGGAACUUGUGGCUUUAAUGCCCUUUGCCACGUUGUGAACCAUGCACCAAUUUGCAGUUGUCCACCAAAGCAUAAUGGAAACCCAUUCUUGGGAUGCUUCCCGGAACCCGUGCGACGCGAUGAGGUGAUUCCAAAGAAUCCGUGCCAGCCCUCGCCAUGUGGUCCAUAUGCCAAGUGCACAUCCGUGGGCGAUCAAGCGCAGUGCAGUUGUCUGCCGGAUUACAUUGGAACUCCGCCCAACUGUCGCCCGGAGUGUAUAACCAAUUCGGAAUGUUCCUUCGACAAGGCCUGUUUAAACCAAAGAUGUCGCGAUCCCUGCUCGGGAACUUGUGGUUCCAACGCCAAUUGCCACGUAAUUAGUCAUACUGCCAUGUGCUACUGUCUACCAGGUUAUACUGGGGACCCAUUCACUUCCUGUGUCCAAGUACCAGUGAUUCAGCAGUCUGAGAUCGUUCAACCAUGCUCUCCUAAUCCUUGUGGAGCCAAUGCUGUAUGUCGCCAGGAGGGCCAUGUUGGUUCUUGCCAAUGUCUUCCCGAAUACCACGGAAACCCAUACGAGACAUGUCGGCCGGAGUGUGUAACGAAUAACGACUGUCCAUCCAACAAGGCUUGUCAACAGCAGAAGUGUCGCGAUCCUUGUCCAGGAGUCUGUGCCCUCAAUGCUUUGUGUCGCGUGAUCAAUCACUUACCAACAUGUCACUGUCAGAAUGGCUUUGUUGGUGACCCAUAUCGCUAUUGCCAAAUUCCCGAGAAACCUGUCCUUAAAGAAUAUGUUAAUCCCUGCCAGCCCUCCCCGUGUGGCCCCAACUCGCAGUGCCGUGAAAACAACGAGCAAGCCAUCUGCUCAUGUCUCCCAGAGUACGUAGGUGCUCCACCCAAUUGUCGACCUGAGUGCGUGACCAGUGCAGAGUGUCCUUAUGACAAGGCAUGCAUUAGGCAAAAGUGUAGUGAUCCCUGCCCCGGUGUAUGUGGCUCAAAUGCCGAUUGCCGUGUUAUCCAGCAUGCUCCUAUUUGUAGUUGUCGCGCAGGAUUCACAGGCGAUGCCUUCUCACGCUGCUUACCCCUGCCACCCCCGAGACCACCGCAGUUGGAUGUAUACCGCAAUCCUUGUGUACCUUCGCCUUGUGGCCAGUAUGCAGAGUGUCGGGAUAACCAGGGCACUGCCACGUGCAGUUGUCUGCCCUCCUAUUUCGGCACCCCGCCCAACUGUCGCCCCGAGUGUACGAUAAACCCCGACUGUCCAUCUCAUUUGUCCUGCCAACAACAGCGUUGUCGCGAUCCAUGUCCUGGAGCCUGUGGAUUCAAUGCGCAGUGCACAGUUGUUAAUCACAAUCCGACGUGUCAGUGUGCUCCUGGAUUUAUUGGCAAUGCCUUUACAUCCUGUCAUGUUCCACCUCCAAUUGUUCGGGACUCACCUCAAAUAAUUGAUCCAUGCGAUCUUAUCACUUGUGGCCCCAAUGCUGUUUGCAAUCAGGGACAAUGUACUUGUCUGCCUGAAUUUGUGGGCAACCCACUAGUUGGAUGUCGUCCGGAAUGUGUGUUGAGCACAGAAUGCGACUGGAACAAGGCGUGCGUGAGAAACAAGUGCAUCGAUCCAUGUCCAGGAACUUGCGGAUCCAAUGCCAUAUGUGAGGUGCACAGACAUAUAGCCAUGUGUUAUUGUCCACCGGGAAUGACUGGAAAUGCAUUCAGCCAAUGCCUACCCUUGCCACCAGCUCCGGUACGCGAUGUUAUAGACCCUUGUCAGCCUUCGCCAUGUGGUCCAAAUGCCCAGUGUCGCAAUAUCAACGGACAAGCAGUGUGCUCAUGUCUUCGGGACUUCAUCGGAGUUCCACCUUCAUGUCGUCCAGAGUGCGUUAGUAAUUCCGAGUGCCCACUUCAUCUGGCUUGCCUCCAACGACAUUGCCGAGAUCCUUGCCCCGGAGUCUGUGGCCUGAAUGCCGAAUGCCGGGUCAUAAACCACAGCCCGAACUGCCAUUGCAUUGGUUCCUUUACGGGAAAUCCAUUUGCGGCUUGUCACCGGCCACCGCCGCCACCGAUUAGGCAUGAGCCCAUUGAUCCCUGUCAGCCAUCGCCAUGUGGAGCUAAUGCGGUAUGUCGUGUCCAGGGAAGCAAUGCUCAAUGCAGUUGUCUAAGUGGCUUCAUCGGAACACCACCCAACUGCCGACCCGAAUGCGUAUCCAACUCGGAUUGCCCCACGAAUCUGGCUUGCCUCAAUCAGAAGUGCCGAGAUCCCUGUCCAGGUGUCUGUGGCUCCAAUGCUGAAUGUUAUGUGAUUAACCAUACACCCAUGUGCAAUUGUCUUGCUGGACAAACCGGCAAUCCAUUCGUAAGCUGUCAAGUGGUGCGAGAUGUUCCCGAGCCACAAACUCCGUGUGUGCCCAGUCCAUGCGGAGCCAAUGCACUCUGUUCUGAGAGAAAUGGAGCCGGAGCCUGUCAAUGCCUUCCGGAAUUCUAUGGCAAUCCCUAUGAAGGCUGCCGACCGGAGUGCGUUCUCAAUUCGGACUGCCCCAGCCACUUGGCUUGUCUCAACCAGCAUUGCCGCGAUCCGUGUCCCGGAACAUGUGGUACCAACGCCGAAUGUCAAGUGCGCGAACACUUGCCCCAAUGCAACUGCCAUGUGGGAUAUCAGGGAAAUCCCUACGUUUACUGUAGUGUUCUGCGUGAUCCCCUGCCUGAACCAGUUCCCUCCCGCCCUUGUCAGCCGUCACCUUGUGGUCCAAACUCUCAGUGUCGGGAAUCGAACAACCAGGCAAUUUGCAAGUGUCUGCCCGACUUUAUUGGAUCCCCACCUGCAUGUAGACCCGAGUGCACCAUCUCCAGUGAAUGUGAUUUGACCCGGGCUUGUGUCCAACAACACUGUGUCGAUCCCUGUCCCGGUGUCUGCGGCAAUAGUGCCCAGUGUCGGGUCAUAAAUCACAGUCCUCACUGUAGUUGCUUGCCUGGUUUCACGGGUGAUGCCCUUAGUGGCUGCCAACGGAUUCCACCCGCAAUUACUCACGAUGCCCCCAAAGAGACCCCCCGCGAUCCCUGUGUCCCCUCCCCCUGCGGAUCCUUUGGACAGUGCCGUGCUCAAGGCAACCAGGCUAUAUGCUCAUGCCUUCCUGGCUACUACGGAGCACCUCCAAAUUGCAGGCCGGAGUGCGCAAUAAACCCGGACUGCGCCUCCCAUUUGGCGUGUAUCAGUGAAAAGUGUCGCGAUCCAUGUCCCGGUUCAUGUGGCCUGCAGGCCCAAUGCAGUGUCAUAAACCACACACCGAUCUGUAGUUGUCCAUCAGGUUAUGAGGGCAAUCCCUUCGUCAGCUGCCAACGAACUCCUCCACCGCCGACUCCGCCCCUUCGCGAUGCCUGCAAUCCCUCACCUUGUGGCUCCAACGCAAUCUGCAGCCCUGGAGGCCAGUGCUCGUGUCUGCCCGACUUUGAUGGCAACCCCUACGUGGGCUGCCGCCCUGAGUGCGUCCUCAACACGGACUGCGCCAGAGACAAAGCCUGCCAGCGCAGCAAGUGCACCGAUCCUUGUCCCGGAGCGUGUGGUAUUGGAGCCGUUUGCGAGGUUCGCAAUCACAUUCCCACAUGUAAUUGCCCACCCGGAACAACGGGCAAUGCUUUCGUUCAGUGUACCCUUGUGCAAUCUUCACCCGUGGUGCCCUUAAACCCUUGUCAACCAUCGCCGUGCGGAAAUAAUGCCCAAUGCCGAGAGGGUAACGAUCAAGCCGUUUGCUCUUGUCUACCCGGCUUCUUUGGUGUUCCACCGAAGUGUCGUCCUGAGUGCACCAUUAACUCAGACUGUGCCCCACAUCUGGCAUGCUUGAACCAACAGUGCCGGGAUCCUUGUCCUGGAGCUUGCGGCCAGUUCGCUCAAUGCCAGGUUAUCCGACAUGUGCCGCACUGUAGUUGUCCCGCAGGCUUCUCAGGCAAUGCUUUCUUCCUGUGCCAUCGGUUACCGCCUCCACCACCAGUCCAACUGGAACCGAUCAACCCAUGCUACCCAUCGCCUUGCGGACCCAAUGCAGAAUGCACAAAUCAGAAUGAACAGGCCAUUUGCAAGUGCCUGAAGGACUACAUAGGAACACCACCCAACUGUCGACCGGAGUGCAUAACGUCAUCAGAGUGUCCGAUUCAGCUGGCUUGUAUUGGUCAAAAAUGCAAGGAUCCUUGUUCUGGACUUUGUGGAACCGCUGCCACCUGUCAAGUUGUCAGCCACGUGCCUUCGUGCAUUUGCGUUGCGGACUAUAUUGGAGACCCUUACACGGGAUGCUAUGCCCGGCCGCCCAUUCAGCGAGAGCAAAUCAAUCCAUGCUACCAGAACCCGUGCGGAAGCAAUGCGGUCUGCAGAGAGCGUGGAGAGGUUGCUUCGUGCCAGUGUCUACCGGAAUAUUACGGUAACCCGUAUGAAGGAUGUCGACCCGAAUGUGUGCUUAACUCGGACUGUUCAAGCCACUUGGCUUGCCUCAAUCAACACUGUCGAGAUCCCUGUCCAGGAAGUUGUGCCCCCAAUGCCCAAUGUCAAGUAGUCAAUCACGUGCCCAGCUGUAGUUGUUAUCCUGGAUAUAGUGGCGAUCCCUAUCGCCAUUGCCAUUUUGUCCAGGCAGAACCCGUCCAAGUUGUGCACUUUAAUCCCUGCCAACCCUCGCCAUGUGGUCCCAAUUCACAGUGCACAGAGUCUCAGGGUCAAGCAGUGUGCCGCUGUCUACCCGACUACUAUGGUUCCCCACCUGCUUGUCGACCCGAGUGCACCACUAAUCCCGAAUGUCCCAAUGAUAAAGCCUGCGUGGGCAGAAGAUGUGCCGAUCCUUGUGCGGGUGCUUGUGGUCAGAACGCCAUUUGUCGAGCGCAUCAGCACAGAGCUUAUUGCUCGUGUCAUCCUGGUUAUACAGGUGAUGCCUUCAUGCGCUGCCAGCCCUUGCCUCCGCCCCAACUGAUUAGGGACUCAGCAGUAAUCUAUAGAGACCCCUGUGUGCCCUCGCCCUGUGGACAGUUUGCUCAGUGUCGCGUGGAGUACGAACAAGCGGUAUGCUCUUGUCUUACCUCCUACUAUGGUACUCCACCGUACUGCCGACCCGAGUGCACACAGAAUUCAGAUUGCCCCAGCCAUAGAGCCUGUGUCAAUCAAAGGUGCGUGGAUCCCUGCCCCGGGGCUUGUGGUCUAAACGCGCGCUGUGAUGUGCUCAAUCACGUGCCUAGCUGUUCAUGCCCCGAUGGUUAUGUAGGAGAUCCCUUCUAUCGCUGUUACCCUGCUCCUGCGCCUCCUCCAGCACCAUUUACCGUUGUAGCCGAUGAUCCUUGUCAGCCCUCACCAUGCGGUCCCAAUGCACAGUGUUCUAACGGUGUCUGUAGUUGUCUGCCCCUGUACCAGGGUGAUCCCUAUGUGGGCUGUCGCCCAGAGUGCGUACUAAGUACUGAGUGUCCGUGGGAUAAGGCCUGCAUCCGUAAUCGUUGCCUGGACCCGUGUCCCGGAACGUGCGGAUCAGGAGCCACAUGUCAGGUACACAAUCAUGUGGCCAUGUGUCAGUGCCCGGUUGGCUAUCAAGGCAAUCCUUUCGUCCUGUGCCAGCAGACACCUCUUCAAGCACCCGUGGAGCUCCAUCCCUGCCAGCCUUCACCUUGCGGACACCAUGGAGAGUGUCGGGAAGUUGGUUCGCAGGCCAUUUGCACUUGCCGUCCCGGUUAUUAUGGCAGCCCACCAGCAUGUCGACCCGAAUGUGUCAGCAAUCCAGAGUGUCCACCCAGUUUGGCCUGUGUAAAUCAGAAAUGCCGUGAUCCCUGCCCCGGUGCUUGUAAUCACCUAGCUCAAUGUCAUGUAAUUAACCACAGUCCACAGUGUGUUUGCCCUGCUGGAUACACCGGUAGUCCGUACUCCGAGUGCCACUUGAUUAGGGCGGAUUACGCACCAGUUCAGCGUCAACCAAUUGAUCCCUGUUUGCCAUCUCCCUGUGGUCCUCAUGCUCAAUGCAGUAAUGAGGGAGGCAACGCAGUUUGCCAAUGUCUGACGGAAUACCUGGGAGUACCGCCAUACUGUCGACCCGAAUGCAUUGCGAACAGCGAGUGUCCCAGUGACAGGGCAUGUAUUAAUCGGAAGUGCCAGGAUCCAUGUCCCGGCCUGUGCGGGUACAAUGCCAUUUGUAGAACGUACAACCACCAGCCAAACUGCGUUUGUGCUCCUGGUUUGGUGGGUAAUCCGUUCAACUCCUGUCUGCCCCCCACACGUCCUGAGAUUCCAUCAACACCUCCCACAACAGCCAUACAAGUGCUGCAGUAUGAGGAACCAUUCAUCAAUGGUUGUGAACCAAAUCCUUGUGGGGCAAACGCGCAAUGCAAUCAGCGAAGAGGAGUGGUCUCCUGCGUCUGUCUGCCAGACUAUUUUGGCAACCCCUACGAAGCCUGCCGACCCGAGUGUAUUCUGAACUCCGAUUGUCCCUCAAGUAGAGCUUGUGUACAACAGAAAUGUCGCGAUCCAUGUCCCGGAACUUGUGGCCUGAAUGCCGAGUGUCAUGUCCUUGAUCAUUUGCCACAGUGCAGGUGUUUCAGUGGGUACACUGGAAAUCCCUUGUCGUACUGCUCGCCUGUUCCAAUAAUCCAAGAAUCUCCCUUGACCCCCUGUGAUCCCUCACCUUGUGGACCCAAUGCCCAGUGUCAUCCGUCGCUUAAUGAGGCCGUGUGCUCCUGUUUACCCAAAUUCUAUGGCACCCCACCCAAUUGUCGACCCGAGUGUACUCUAAACUCGGAGUGUUCUUAUGAUAAGGCUUGCGUCCAUCACAAGUGCGUUGAUCCUUGUCCUGGAAUUUGUGGUAUUAAUGCGGAGUGUCGCGUGCACUAUCAUAGUCCCAUAUGUUAUUGCAUUUCUUCGCAUACGGGUGAUCCAUUCACACGGUGCUACGAAACCCCAAAACCUGUGCGACCCCAAAUAUAUGACACGCCUUCUCCUCCAUAUCCGGUCGCUAUACCCGAUCUGGUGUACGUGCAACAACAACAACCGGGAAUAGUAAAUAUUCCCUCUGCCCCUCAACCGAUAUAUCCUACGCCCCAGUCACCACAAUACAAUGUAAACUAUCCAUCUCCGCAACCGGCGAAUCCCGAAAAACCGGGAGUUGUGAAUAUACCAUCUGUGCCACAGCCAGUUUACCCAUCACCUCAACCACCUGUUUACCAUGUCAACUACGCAACAACGCCAGUUUCUCAACAACCCGGGGUCGUGAACAUUCCUUCGGCACAUCGACCGGUGCCUCCGACAUCUCAGAGACCUGUGUUUGUAACAUCGCCCGGCAACCCAACACCCACACCGCAACCUGGGGUUAUUAAUAUUCCUUCAGUUUCACAACCUGGAUAUCCAACGCCGCAAAGCCCCAUUUAUGAUGCAAACUAUCCUACUACUCAAAGUCCUAUUCCCCAACAACCCGGCGUAGUUAAUAUUCCAUCGUUGCCAAGUCCAGCAUAUCCUGCUCCAAAUCCGCCGGUGAACUAUCCAACGCCACCAUCACCUCAGAAACCAGUUCAACCGGGAGUUAUCAAUAUACCGUCUGCGCCGCAUCCAGCAACGCCACCACAACAUCCUCCCGUUUUUAUUCCGUCCCCUGAGAGCCCGUCAACAGCUCCAAAGCCUGGAGUAAUUAAUAUUCCAUCCGUAACGCAACCAGAAUACCCAACAUCGCAGGUUCCCGUUUAUGACGUCAAUUAUUCAACAACACCGUCUCCUAUUCCUCAAAAGCCUGGAGUGGUAAACAUUCCUUCAGCACCGCAGCCAGUGCAUCCUGCACCCAACCCACCAGUGCACGAAUUUAAUUAUCCAUCGCCGCCUUCAGUUGCUCAACAGCCAGGCGUUCUUAACAUACCAUCGUACCCAACGUCAGUGGCACCGACUCCUCAACCUCCUAUAUAUAUACCAUCUCAGGAGCAACCGAAACCAACCACCGGGCCGUCAGUUAUAAAUGUGCCUUCAGUUCCACAACCUGCUUAUCCUACGCCACAGGCACCUGUUUACGACGUUAACUAUCCAACACCUCCAUCUGCAAUACCACACCAACCUGGAGUAGUUAACAUUCCAUCGGUGCCACCACCACCGCCUCCAGUUAUGCAACGUCCCGUGUUUGUACCAUCACCAGCACAUCCUACUCCCGGUCCUCAGCCAGGUGUUGUUAAUAUACCUUCAGUGGUACAGCCCGUGCAUCCCACGUAUCAAUCUCCGGUUGUGGAACGGCCUGCUAUAUAUGACGUGUACUACCCGCCGCCGCCAUCUAGACCGGGUGUGAUCAAUAUUCCCUCGCCACCAAGACCCGUAUACCCAGUGCCACAGCAACCGAUCUACGUUCCGUCACCAGUUCUACAUAUACCAGCUCCAAGACCAGUAAUUCACAACAUUCCAUCAGUGCCUCAACCAACAUAUACACAUCGUAAUCCACCGAUUCAGGAUGUUACUUACCCAGCUCCACAACCAAGUCCUCCUGUACCAGGAAUAGUAAAUAUUCCAUCACUGCCUCAACCCGUAUCAACACCCACUUCUGGAGUGAUAAAUAUUCCCUCGCAAGCAUCACCACCGAUCUCAGUACCAACACCAGGAAUUGUAAACAUUCCAUCGAUCCCGCAACCAACGCCACAGCCUCCUUCACCUGGAAUUAUUAAUGUUCCUUCAGUGCCUCAACCGUUCCCAACUCCUCCUGCACCUGGAAUUAUUAACAUUCCUUCAGUGCCUCAACCGUUGCCAUCGCCAACUCCUGGUGUGAUCAAUAUUCCGCAACAACCAACGCCACCACCUUUGGUUCACCAGCCCGGAAUUAUAAACAUUCCGUCGAUACAACAACCAUCAACUCCAACCACUCAGCAUCCUAUACAGGAUGUUCAAUAUGAAACCCAGAGACCACAGCCUUCCCCUGGAGUUAUCAACAUUCCAUCUGUGCCACAACCUACGUAUCCAACUCAAAAGCCAUCUUACCAGGAUGUCAGUUACCCAACAGUACAGCCAAAGCCUCCAGUAUCUGGAAUUAUAAAUAUUCCCUCGGUGCCCCAGCCUUUUCCAUCAUCGACUCCUGGAGUGAUUAAUUUGCCUUCAGAGCCAUCUUAUCAAGCACCAAUUCCAAAGCCUGGCAUCAUCAACGUUCCCUCGAUACCGGAACCUAUACCAUCAACACCCCAAAAUCCUGUGCAAGAGGUUUAUCACGAUACUCAGAAGCCACAAGCGAUUCCCGGUGUGGUUAAUGUUCCAUCUGUUCCACAGCCAACACCAGGUCGCCCCCAUUACGAUGUGGCCAAACCAGAUUUCGAGUUCAACCCGUGCUAUCCAUCGCCGUGUGGUCCCUACUCUCAUUGUCACAAUCGAUUUGGAGUAGCUGCCUGUGUUUGCCUACCCAAUUACAGAGGAACUCCACCGAAUUGCCGACCAGAAUGCGUAAUUAAUUCGGACUGUCCAUCAUCUUUGGCCUGCAUUAACGAAAGGUGCCGAGAUCCUUGUCCAGGAUCUUGUGCUUACAAUGCCGUGUGCCGUGUGCAUGAACAUGUGCCUAAUUGUUACUGCCAGACUGGCUAUACCGGAAAUCCAUUUAUUUCCUGUCAACGUACACCUAUAGUUCCUAUUCAACGUGAGCCGAUUGAGGCGAAGGAUCCAUGUUAUCCAUCCAUUUGCGGACCAAACGCUGUGUGCAAUAAUGGAAAGUGCAGCUGCAUUCCUGAAUAUCGAGGAGAUCCCUAUGUUGGCUGUAGGCCAGAAUGUGUUCUUAAUACAGACUGCGCAAGGAAUAAGGCUUGCAUUCAACAAAAGUGCAAGGAUCCGUGUCCAGGCACUUGUGGACUACAGGCCUUGUGCCAUGUGUACAACCAUGUGGCGACCUGCUCUUGUCCGGAAGGAAUGCAGGGCGAUGCCUUUGUGAGAUGUGAUCCAAAACCCAAGCCUCAAUCCCAACCGCCAGCACCUACAACCUUGCCAGCCAUCGUGCUACAACGUGCUCCGAUUAAUCCCUGCGAGCCAACUCCCUGUGGACCCAAUUCCCAGUGCAGAGCAUAUCAUGAGCAGGCGAUUUGCUACUGCCUCCCGAAUUUCAUUGGCACGCCACCAGGCUGUCGCCCGGAGUGUACCUCCAACUCGGACUGUCCCCUCGACAAAUACUGUCUGAAUCUCAGGUGUCGCGAUCCUUGUCCCGGAGCUUGUGGCAUUCGUGCCAUUUGUCAUGUCCAGAACCACGGUCCCUUGUGUGUGUGUCCACCCCAUUUGACGGGUAAUCCCCUACUGGCCUGUCAACCCAUAGUUAUUCCCCCCGUAGAGCGCGAUGAAGUGAAUCCCUGCCAGCCCUCGCCUUGUGGCCCGAAUUCCGAGUGCCAAGCCACGUCCGGCGGAGCUCGCUGCUCUUGCCUACCCCAGUACCAUGGCACCCCGCCCUUCUGUCGGCCGGAGUGCGUGAACAGCGCUGACUGUCCGGCGGACAAGGCGUGCCGUAACUACAAGUGCAUUGAUCCCUGCCCCGGCAGCUGUGGUUUCUCAGCUCUCUGUCGUGCGGUGGCCCACAGUCCUGUGUGCUAUUGUCCCGAGGGCUAUGUGGGCAAUGCCUACAGCCUUUGCUCUCGACCAGAGCCGAGUCCACCUGCCGUGGUGAUCCUGCCUUGCAAUCCCAGUCCCUGUGGCGUAAACGCAUUCUGUCAGCCGCACAACGACUUGAGCGUUUGCCAAUGCCUACCGGGUUACUAUGGCAAUCCCUCUGAGAUUUGCAGACCCGAAUGCACCGUCAACUCGGACUGUCCAAGCCACAUGGCUUGCAUGAGCGAAAAGUGUCGCGAUCCUUGUCCCGGCGUUUGUGGUCUUAAAGCCCUCUGUCAGGUCAUUAACCACAGCCCAGUUUGCGAAUGUCACAGGGGCCAUGUGGGCAAUCCCUAUCACAGCUGUCACAUACCACAGCGUGAACCCCCUGCACCGGAAUACGUAAACCCCUGUCAGCCGUCGCCUUGCGGUGCCAAUUCUCAGUGUCGCGAGUCCCAGGGGCAGGCUAUCUGCUCCUGCCUCCCGGAGUUUGUGGGCACACCGCCCUCGUGUCGUCCGGAAUGUGUGAUCAGCGCCGAGUGUCCAGCGGAUAGAGCGUGCAUUAACCAGAAGUGCCAGGACCCUUGUCCAGGAGCAUGUGGCUUGAAUGCCCAGUGCCAUGUGCGCAAUCACAGUCCGCUGUGCUCGUGUCAGCCCGGAUUCACCGGAGAUGCUUUGACCCGCUGUCUGCCAGUACCGCCUCCAAAACCGCCGAAAUCGAAUGAUAUCCGCGAUCCUUGCGUGCCAUCACCUUGUGGACCCUACUCCCAAUGCCGGGUGGUUAAUGGCGGAGCUAGUUGCAACUGCCUUCCCAAUUAUGUGGGAGCGGCGCCCAACUGCCGUCCGGAAUGUACCAUCAAUGCGGAGUGUCCCAGUAAUCUGGCCUGCAUCAACGAGAAGUGUCGCGAUCCUUGUCCUGGAGCCUGUGGCUUUGCUGCCCAGUGCAGUGUCAUCAAUCAUACGCCCAGUUGUUUGUGUCCCGCUGGUUACACAGGAGAUCCGUUCUCCAGCUGCCGAGUUCUGCCACCACCACCGCCUCCGAAGACUCCCUCCGAUCCCUGCCAGCCUUCGCCCUGCGGAGCCAAUGCUCUGUGCAACAAUGGCCAGUGCUCUUGCCAUUAUGGUGAUCAUGGUGAUCCUUACACUGGAUGCCGUCCCGAAUGUGUUUUGAACUCUGAUUGUCCCAGGAAUAGAGCGUGUGUCAACCAGAAGUGCGUUGAUCCUUGCCCAGGUCACUGUGGUCUCAAUGCUCUCUGCGAUGCCGUUAACCACAUUGCCAUGUGCCACUGCCCCGAGCGGAUGACGGGCAAUGCGUUCGUGUCCUGUCAGCCAAUUCGCGAUGAUCCACCACCUCCAACGAUAUCCAAACCAUGCCAACCCUCGCCGUGCGGAGCAAAUGCCCAGUGUCUAGAGAGGAAUGGCAACGCCAUCUGUUCUUGCCUAGCCGGAUACUUUGGUCAGCCGCCCAAUUGCCGUUUGGAGUGCUACUCCAGCUCUGAUUGCUCCCAAGUGCACAGCUGCAUUAACAACAAGUGUGUGGACCCGUGUCCAGGCAAAUGUGGUCUAAAUGCAGUGUGCCAGGCGAUCCAGCACAGAGCCCAUUGCGAGUGCGUCCCGAGAUACACAGGAAAUGCGUUUGUGCGGUGCAACCCCAUUCCAGUUCCCAGAGUACCAGAACCAGUGCGCGAUCCUUGCCAACCCUCACCCUGUGGUCCCAACUCGCAGUGCACGAAUGUAAAUGGACAAGCGGAGUGUCGCUGUCUGCAGGAGUUCCAGGGUACCCCGCCAAAUUGCCGACCAGAGUGUGUAAGCCACGAUGAGUGUGCCAAUACCCUGGCCUGCAUGAACCAGAAGUGCCGCGAUCCCUGUCCCGGAAGCUGUGGCCAGAGUGCCCAGUGUACGGUCAGCCUUCACAUUCCGAACUGUCAGUGUCCCGUGGGCAUGACGGGUGAUCCAUUCCGAAUUUGCCUGCCCAAACCACGUGACGAACCAAAGCCACCACCAACUCCCAAGAAUCCUUGCUACCCUUCGCCCUGCGGAACCAAUGCCGUGUGCCGCGUUCAAGGAGAGAACUACGUCUGCGAGUGCAGCCAACUGGAGUACAUCGGCAAUCCCUACGAGGGUUGUCGCCCCGAAUGUGUGGGCAACUCCGAGUGUCCGGCCAAUCAGGCUUGCAUCCGCAGCAAGUGCCAGGAUCCUUGUCCAGGAGUUUGCGGACUGGAGGCCAUUUGCACCAUGAACAACCACAUACCGAUCUGCUCCUGCCCGCCGGGCUACACUGGCAACGCGUUUGCUCAGUGUACCCGUCAGGUAACACCACCUCCUCCCUCGGAUCCUUGCUACCCGUCCCCGUGUGGACCCAAUUCGAUUUGCCGAAUUCAGAACGAGAAGGCCGUGUGCGAGUGCCUGCCCGGUUUCUUCGGAAAUCCGCUGGCCCAGGGAUGUCGCCCUGAAUGCACCCUCAGUUCGGACUGUGCCAAGGAUCGGGCUUGCAUCAACUCCAAGUGCGUGGAUGCCUGCGUGGGAGAGUGUGGAUUCGGAGCUGUUUGCCAGACGAUCAACCACAGCCCGGUGUGUAGUUGCCCUGCCAACAUGGUGGGCAAUCCGUUCGUCCAGUGCGAGGAACCACGCCAGGCUGAGCCUAUCGAUCCCUGCCAGCCUUCGCCGUGCCGAAGCAAUGGAAUCUGUCGCGUUUACAAUGGAGCUGCCACCUGCAGUUAUCCGGAAUGCGUUAUCAACGAGGAUUGUUCCCGCGACAGGGCGUGUGUUAGCCAAAAGUGCCGUGACCCUUGCCUGAAUGCCUGUGGCAUCAAUGCCAUCUGUCGGGCCAUCAACCACAAGGCUGUUUGCAGCUGUCCACCGGAGUUCUACGGUUCUCCGUACGCUCAGUGUCUGAGGCAGCUACCGGAGCCAGAGCCCAAACCGGAAUGCAUCAGUGACGGUGAUUGCACCAAUGACAAGGCCUGCAUCAACCAAGUUUGCCGCAAUCCAUGCGAGCAAUCGAACAUCUGCGCCCCACAGGCGCGUUGCCAUGUCCAGCUCCACCGGCCAUUGUGCGUCUGCAAUGAGGGAUAUACUGGAAAUGCCUUGCAGAACUGCUACCUUCUGGGAUGCCGAUCGGACGGUGAAUGUGCCGCCAACGAGGCUUGUGUUAACCAGCAGUGCGUUGAUCCUUGUGGUUUCACACAGUGCGGAUCGGGAGCCAUUUGUCGGGCUGACUUCAAUCACCGAGCUAGGUGCCAUUGCCUGGAGGGAUACCGCGGCAAUCCUCUGGUGCGUUGCGAACGUCCAGAGUGCCGAUCCGAUGACGAAUGUGCUUACCACCUCGCCUGCCGUAAUGAACGUUGCGAAGACCCGUGCAACUGUGGCAUUGGAGCCCAGUGCCGCGUGGAGAACCAUCGUGCUCAGUGCCGUUGUCCAGCUGGCUUCAGUGGCAACCCGACCGUAAGAUGUGAUCUUGUGCCAACACAACCGGAGGGCUGCACCAUGGAUGCGGAGUGUCCCAGCAAACUGGCCUGCUUCGGCGGCGAGUGCAAGAACCCGUGCGAUGUCACGCAUCCGUGUGGCGCCAAUGCCAUCUGCGAAGUGGUCGACACACUGCCUCUGCGCACCAUGAUGUGCAGCUGCCUACCUGGCUAUGUGGGUGAAGCCGACAUUGGAUGUCACAAAGAACCCCCACCUGAUCAGGGCUGUACGUCACAUGAUCAGUGCCAGGAUACGGAAGCCUGUCGUGGCGGAAACUGCGUCAAUCCCUGCCUGGAUGCAUCGCCUUGCGCUCGAAGCGCCCAGUGUUUGGCCCAACAACAUCGCGCCAUUUGCAGCUGUCCAGAGAGGACACAGGGAGAUCCAUUCACCAACUGCUACGAGCUACCUGAAAUCAAGACUGGCUGCACCCACGAUUCGGAAUGCCAGCCGACCACGGCCUGCAUCAAUAAACGUUGCCAGGAUCCUUGUGCCGAGGCCAAUCCAUGUGCCGGAAAUGCCGAGUGCCGCGUCCAGAACUCCCGACCUAUUUGCUUCUGUCCAGCUGGUUGGGGUGGUGACCCACAAGUUCAAUGCUACAAACCUGAAUGCAAGAUCAACGCCGACUGUCCGUAUGACAAGACCUGCUUGAACGAAAACUGCGUAGAUCCCUGCACUCAUGGCCAAGUGCGUUGCGGCAAUGGGGCCCAGUGCCUGGCUCAGAACCACCAAGCUGUGUGCAUCUGUCCAACCGGAACUCAGGGAAAUCCCUUCAUCUCCUGCAUCACUGGACACUGCCAGUACAACGAGGAUUGUGCGGAUCACGAAGCCUGCGAUCGAUUGAAUCGCGUUUGCCGACCGGUUUGCGAUCAGGAGACCUGUGCCCUAAACGCCAUCUGUGUGGGUCGUCGCCAUCAGCCGCAGUGCGAGUGCCGACCCGGUUACCAGGGCAAUCCACAUGUGCAGUGCGAUAUACCAGUGAAGACGCCCAAGCCCCAGUGCAUCCAGGAUGCGGACUGUCCAUCGAAAUUGGCUUGCAUCAAUGAACGCUGCGCAGAUCCUUGCGCCACGCCUCAUGUUUGUACUCCGCAGCAGACUUGUACGGUCUUGGAUACCCUUCCAAAGCGAGCCAUGGCAUGCAAGUGCCCCGGCGAUACAGUGACAGAUAUCUCACGCAACUGCGUGCCCAUCACUGUACCAAAGGUAAUCUCCGGCUGCCAGCACAAUUCUGAGUGCGCCAAUACAGAGGUCUGUUCGCAUGGAAACUGUCUGGAUGCCUGCCGACUGGAGAGAUGUGGCGUCAAUGCCCAGUGUACAGCUCGGGAUCACUAUGCUCAGUGCAACUGCCCAAAGGGCUUCCAAGGCAAUCCCCGCAUCGAAUGCUACACUACAGAAGUUGAUUUACCACGAAUCCCCAAUCCUGGCUGCUCCCGCAACGACGACUGUCCCAGGGACCAGAUUUGUCGCAACGAGAUUUGCAUCAGUCCAUGUGCCGCGGAUGACUGUGGAAUUGGUGCCUACUGCCAUGUGCAGCAGCGAAAGGCCAUCUGCCGCUGUCCACCAGAUUAUUCCGGUAACCCACAAGAGCGCUGCCUGCCACCUUCCGAUGUGAUACUGGUGGGCUGCAAGUCUAGCACAGACUGCCCCUCGAACGAGGCCUGCAUCAACACCCAGUGCGCCAGUCCUUGCAACUGUGGACCCAAUGCCGAGUGCACGGUGAAGAAUCACCAUCCGAUCUGCUACUGCAAGCCUGGAUUCUCCGGAAAUGCUCAGUUUGGAUGUGAACCCAUUGGCUGCCAGUCGGAUGACGAGUGCAGCGGAGACAAGCAGUGUGUGAACCGCGAAUGUAUCAAUCCCUGCCUGGCCAGCGAUCCUUGUGCCCUUAAUGCCGAGUGUUACGGACGUAACCAUCGCGCCAAUUGCCGCUGUCCCGUGGGAUUGGAGGGUGAUCCGUUUGUGCGUUGCUUGCGCUUGGAAUGCCACUCGGACUACGACUGUGCAUCGAACCUGGCCUGCGUGUCAAACGAAUGUGUUAGCCCAUGUGGUCAACGUAAUCCGUGCGCCCAGAAUGCCAUUUGUCAGGCUCUGCAGCAUCGCGCUGUUUGCCGUUGUCCGGAUCAGUUGCCAUUGGGUAACCCGUACGCUUAUUGCGAACCCAGACCUGUUGAGCCCGUCUGCCGGGAUGAUGGAGAUUGCCCAAGUAAACUGGCCUGCAUCGACGACAAGUGUCAAGAUCCGUGCGCUGUGCUCUCACCAUGCCAUCCAACUGCUCAGUGCAGUGUCCUCAAUAGUGUUCCAGUACGAACUAUGGUUUGCGAGUGUGCCGAGUACGAGGUGCCCGAUGCCAGUGGAGCGUGCCGUAAGAUGGUGCCGCCCAGGCAACCUGGCUGCGAGAGCGACCAGGACUGUCCCGACCAAGAGGCCUGCAUACACGCUCAGUGCCGCAAUCCAUGCAACUGUGGAACUAACGCCGUCUGCCAAGUCACUCAACAUCGCGCCGUAUGCAGUUGCCAGGACGGAUUUGAGGGUAAUCCGUAUGCCUCCUGUCGAUCCAUUGGAUGUCGCGUGGACGGUGAGUGUGAUUCGGGCAAGGCCUGCAUCAACGGUGACUGCAUUAACCCAUGCCUGAUCAACGAUCCCUGUGGACCCAACGCCGAGUGCUACGUGCAAUCGAACCGUGCCCAGUGCCGCUGCAUGAGUGGCUAUCGAGGAAAUCCCUACGAGCGUUGUCGUGUCAUUGGAUGCAGCAGCAACAACGACUGUCCCAAGGACAAGACCUGCCAGAACGAGCAGUGCGUGAAUCCCUGCGUCUACCACAACCCGUGUGCCCCGCGUGCGGAGUGCAGGGCUCAGAGCCAUCUUGCCGUGUGCCGCUGUCCUGCCGAUUUCCUGGGCAAUCCAUACGUGGACUGCCGACCGCCGCCACAGCCCAUCUGCCAGUUGGAUACUGAUUGUCCCGGUCGCCAGGCCUGCAUCAACGAACAGUGCGUGGAUCCAUGCGUUGUAUUGGAACCGUGCCAACGGCCUGCUAUCUGCGAGGUGACUCCUACCUCACCGGUGCGUACAAUGCUAUGUAUCUGUCCGGAUGGCUAUGUCAGCAGAGGAAAGGGAGGCUGUAAGCCUACGCCAGGAAUCAAGGAGGUUGGAGGUUGCAUCUCGGACUCAGAUUGCCCGGCAGACAAGUCCUGCCUGAACAGCGUCUGCCGAGAUCCUUGCAACUGUGGCUUGAAUGCCGAAUGCCGUAUUAAGGACCAUAAACCCGUAUGCACUUGUCGCCAAGGAUUUGAGGGUAACCCAGAGUUUGAGUGCUCCAAGAUCGAGUGCAGUAUCAACUCAGAUUGCCCGGGUACUCACGUGUGCCGCAACCAGCUCUGCAUUCCUGCCUGUCAGGGUGAACAGUGUGGAUCCAAUGCCCAGUGCUUGGCCAUCGAGCAUCGUGCAGUAUGCGAGUGCAUCCCAGGACAUGGUGGAAAUGCCAGGAUUGCUUGUACUCCGUUGGGAUGUCGCUCAGACGACGAAUGUCCAACGGACAAGGCGUGCGUCAAUGGCAAAUGUGAUGAUCCUUGUACAACAACUGCUUUAUGUGCCCAGGACGAGCUGUGCAAGGUGUAUCAUCACCGACCACAGUGCGCCUGUCCACCAGGAACCGUGCCCGGAAAGAAUGGCUGCGAAUCGGAGCGACACAUUCCCAUCUGCAUAAGCGAUGCGGACUGUCCCAGCCAGAAAGCCUGUCUGCGCGGAGAGUGUGUGAAUCCGUGCAAUGCCACCCAACCAUGCGGAGUCAAUGCCUUCUGCAGUGUCCGUGAUACCUUGCCCGUGAGGACGAUGAUCUGUGAGUGCCUUGAAGGCUACACUGGCAACCCAGCCGUGCAGUGCGACAAGCGUUCGCUGUGCGUCAUCGAGAAGGGCUUCGUUCGAGAUGUGGAUGGACAAUGUGUUUGCCCACCUGGAACCGCUUUGGAUAUCUACGAAUACUGCACCCCAUGCCGAGAGGAGCAAGGCUUCCGUAUCGACGAGAGUGGUCACUGUGUGUGCGCCUUGGAGCGCGGAAUGGUGAUCGAUGAGCGCGGCCGUUGCACUUGCCCCAUUGAUCUGGGCUACCGUCUGACUCCACGUGGCGAAUGCCAGCCGGAGGAGCCGCCAGAGUGCACGAGCAAUGAUCAGUGCGCCGACAACCGAUUCUGCAACCUAGACACCAAAACCUGUGAAGAUCCCUGCCUGACCAAGGUGUGCGGAGUGAAUGCCUUCUGUAACGCGGUGAAUCACCGAGCCCAGUGCCAGUGCAUCACCGGUUACACGGGCAAUCCGGAGCUACACUGCAACCACACUAACUUCCGCACCGAUUUCCCACGACCCGAUAUGGUGGUCAGUUGUCUUGCCGAUGGCGUUCAAGUAGAGAUCCACAUCACGGAGCCAGGAUUCAACGGAGUGCUAUACGUUAAGGGUCACAGCAAGGACGAGGAGUGCCGUCGGGUGGUCAACCUGGCUGGCGAGACUGUUCCUCGUACCGAGAUCUUCCGUGUCCACUUCGGUAGCUGUGGCAUGCAGGCUGUAAAGGAUGUGGCAAGCUUCGUGCUGGUCAUCCAGAAGCAUCCCAAGCUGGUCACUUACAAGGCACAGGCCUACAACAUCAAGUGUGUCUACCAGACUGGCGAGAAGAAUGUCACCCUAGGAUUUAACGUAUCCAUGCUGACGACUGCCGGAACAAUUGCCAACACAGGACCGCCGCCGAUCUGCCAGAUGCGCAUCAUCACCAACGAAGGCGAAGAGAUCAACUCUGCAGAGAUCGGCGACAAUCUCAAGCUGCAAGUGGAUGUGGAGCCAGCCACCAUUUAUGGAGGCUUCGCCCGCUCUUGUAUUGCCAAAACCAUGGAGGACAAUGUACAGAACGAGUAUCUGGUCACGGAUGAGAAUGGCUGUGCCACGGAUACCAGUAUCUUUGGAAACUGGGAGUACAAUCCGGACACGAACAGCCUGCUGGCCAGUUUCAAUGCCUUCAAGUUCCCAUCGAGCGAUAACAUCCGCUUCCAGUGCAACAUACGAGUCUGCUUUGGACGCUGUCAACCCGUCAAUUGUGGUGGCUACAACGCCUUCGGGCGACGUCGCCGCUCCAUUGCGGACAACUCCACCGAUGCGACCGCCAUUGCCACGAAUUCGGGUGUGGAGGGUCAACUGCGCGAAGAGAUCACAAUCUCGUCAAAUGCCAUUUUGACAUUCGAGAAGCGCAGCGGUCAAGGUCUCAAUGAUGCCAACAUAAAACCGGCGGCUCAAAGGGUAGAGGAUAUCUGCGUGUCUAUGGUGGGACUGAUCAUUGCGCUGGUCAUCACGGCACUGCUGGCUCUUGUGGCCGUUGCCGUGGCAGUUUCCUGCUGGCUAAUGGCCUACAGGAGGAGGCCCAAGACAAUUGCGCCCCUGCCCCAUCCGCCAGAGUUCCCCAAUCCGCUGUUUUCCAAUCCCGACGCAGUGCCCGAGCCAACGCCGGAUUACAUAUCCUAAACGUAACGUAACAAUACACUGAUACACAACACCUAGCUAUAUCUUUAGUAUGUAAGAGAAUCGAAUGAAAAUGAAAAAGAAAACAUUGUGUAUAUUUGAAAGGCAAGUGCAAAAGGUUAUGAAUUAUGCAAUACAGAUUAAAUCGCGAAAGAUUAUCAAGAUUGAAGAAAAGAAAAACAAAAGUAAAGUUGUGAGCUGAAAGUAUAGUCGGCUCCAUUGGCCGUAAAACGAAACUAUGAAAGAUUGAAUUAUUGUAAAAAGUAAAAAAUGACGAAGCAAGAAUCGCAUCAAGAAUGCACGAAAGUAAUAUAGUAGCUUAAGAAAAUAAUUUUAUUAAUUGUAAUAACGAUUAGUAUUCUCCUUCCUACUAACAUGAGAAUUCCGCGUAGUGUUUGUACGUUUAGCUGCCCCAUAGAGACCACCAACUGCCAAAACAGAUGUGAGGGAAUUCACCCAUAGAGAGUGCAGCUACAAACGAAUUCUCGUCCUCUAACGACAACUUCUUCAUUAGUCGAGUACCAAUAUUAAUUCUGUUAUAUAUGUAUAACUAAAGACUUCCUAUAAAUAUUUAGGGUGUGGGUAGUAGCAAUGACACUUUGUAUUAUAGCACAGACACACGCACACACAACUGCAACUACUUCCUGUAAUUUAGAUACCAACUCAACUCGCCCGUUAAAAUUGAAAACUGCCUUUGAUUUCCAACAAGAAAAACGAACAAUGCACCCCAGAAUACUCUCUAGCAUAAUAUAUGUAAGAGAUCGUUGGGCCUCGGUCUAUAAGAUACUUUUCCGCGUCUAUCAUCCAUAACCACUGGACAAUAUGCCAACGAUUGUCCCAGUUGGAUUGUAGGCAAGCUCAAGAGUCAAAACACACACACACACACACAAAUCUCGAAGAAAUCAGACCACUCCAACCGGCUUAUAGACGUGGGAACAGUUUCAUCUGGAUCUAGGCACCAACUCGUUGAGGGAACAUAACUAUAACUGCCACUGAGGCGUCAUCAGCGCACAAAAGAUACUUAUCUAUUGCAUAGGAAAUACUAGGUUUGUUUUAAUUUUAAUCGCAACACCGACUAAUGGAGGAUUUGAUUUUGACCACUGUCCCUCGACCACUUACUUGUACUACACUCUACUAUGAUUAACCAUUAUUUUUGUAGUUUUAUAGUCAAUUAAUAUUAAAUUGUUGUGAUUGUUUUUAAUGCAAAAGAGAUACUUCCACUAACUUACUAAUAUGUAGAGACAAAAGUAUAGAGCGUACUUAAAAAGGCAACGAACCAGCGCCCUUGUUCCUGCCCCUGCCCUAACCCCUUGCCAUUCUCCAUCGGGAACAGCGCGCAGCUGUCAACGCGCCGGAAACUAUGCAGCGAAUUUCCGUUUCCGGCGCCCGUUUCACAGAGCAUGUCUUUUCCCGAUGCAAUUGUAGCUGGUGGGAUGGCGGGUCUCGGGAUCGGGCCUGGAUAAAUAAAUUAUUGAAAAUGAAGUUUUAAAUUAAUAUUAUUAAACGUAAACAAAAUGUAUAGUCACUACUUUAAGAAGAAAGAGAAAUUUCUUUAUAGUAAAAUACCAUACAAAAUAAACUCGCACUCAGACACGUACACAAAGAGACAGAAUUUGUAAAUAAUACACAGGCAAACUCUAUGGUAUUUUUAAAUAGCGCAUUAUUGUGUAUAGGUUUCAGCACCUCGACUCCCAAAUCCGAACUAAAUCACAGGCUAACCCUAACCCAUGCCAGGCAUAAAAUUAUUUUCUUAAUUCCAUAGCCAAUAUGAAUAUGCAAGCAAGUGCACAAACUAGCAACCGCCUCGUUCACAAUUACCAAACACUUUUAUUUUUCUUCACAAGAACCGCUUCGAAAUCGUACCCUAAAUAGAGUUACAUUGAACAUAGACAGAACUUUUGCACUGGCAGCAAAUAUAAAUGAGAAAAUAAUAAGGAAUAAGAAUGGCUCUUAUUGUAAAAAGAAAGCAAUAGUUAAAUUGUACUUAUAAAACGUGUAUUUAAUAACGAGAAACGAACAUACUUGUAAUCGCUUAUUGUAAACUAAUAAAUAAAUAAAUAAAUAAAUAUAAAUCAACAAUCA
Molecule: messenger RNA, 58503 nt
Organism: Drosophila sechellia
Lineage: Eukaryota; Metazoa; Arthropoda; Insecta; Diptera; Drosophilidae
Gene: dpy
Product: fibrillin-like protein dumpy
Exons: 78
Coding region: 508-56424 (18638 amino acids)
Cellular component (GO): nucleus
Molecular function (GO): calcium ion binding; zinc ion binding
Source: RefSeq, a predicted model, not a curated record